UGUAUCGUUAUAGGGCCCCAGAGCACACCGAAGGAGAUCAAAGCGCUGCCCUACGGGCGUCAGCUCCUGUUACCCCACGCGCUCAGCUCCUGCCCUUUAAUUGAUUAAGUCAUUCUCAAGCCCACACCCCACCCUAGAUCGCAUAUUGCACCGCAAAGUGCUCUCUUGCCUCCACCUUUCAAAACACUACAUAAACAGCACUCAAUCUCCAGGUUCUGGACAAUACAGUCCCCACAAUCAACAAGCUCAACAGCUGUUACCACAUUUCUCUCUGUCCCAAAUGGCACCCUAUUCCCUAUAUAGUGCACUACUUUUUACCAGUGAUGUAAGGGUGCCAAUCCUGGACGCAUCCACUAUUUCAUAUUGCUAGUGUAUCCCAGAGCUGGAACAGCAGGCAAGGCUGUUCCCUGUUCCCACCUCGUUAUUAACUAACCCUCUGCUGACAAAGGCCACUGGACGAAAGCCUAUUCUUGAAAGGUAAUGAAUACUUGUCUAGAGUUCAUUAUUUAGAGCAACACAGCAAAGGAGAGAGGCUGACGCACAGAGAGAGGAAAUCACCUGGGGUUAGCUGGUGAAAAUAUAUUUGGCCUCCCCAGGGGUGAAACGGAGAGAUGGGGUUUGGGCAAAAAUAGUGUGGGGGGAAAGUAACCAAUAUCCCCUGUUAGGCUUCAAUUACUUGCAAUUUGCAUUCCUUGCAAGGUAGAGAGAUGGUUAGGGCCAUGGUCAACUAACCACGGAGCCUUGCAGACUUAUUGGCUCAGUCGUCUCUGUAGGAACCUGCUGGCAUAAACAAACAUGAAUCGGUGUGUGUGUACGCGUGUAUACUUGCAUGCAGUGUUUUCCCUAAGCGUCAGCCAAAUAGCCAGUUACAGACUCAUUUUCUGCACGAUUUCUUCCAAAUUCAUGCUAUCUUUAAAAAUAUUGGUGUGCCUGACUAGCACAGCCUGAGUGCCAUAGAUAAAAACGGAGCACAAAAAUGCUAACCUCUGUUAUUGAAAUGGUGAGAGGUUAGCAUGUUUUGGGGGUAUGAUAUUUGUGCGUGUGUAAUUUUCUCACUCAUCAUUAUUCAAGAUUCAUUCAGGACUCUCCGUAAUCAUGGUAACAUCCACAUUAAUGUAGAAGUGUAUAGAAACAUUUUAUAUUCUUAUUUUCAAUAAAAGUGACUCCAAAAUUACACAAUACAUUAUUUACCAUUCAUUUCUAUUGGGCACAAAAUAAUCUGAAACACAACCAAAACAAACAGCAAAUGCAUCCAACAAGUCCAACCUGGAAUGCAUUUCAAUUAACAGGUGUGCCUUCUUAAAAGUUAAUUUGUGGAAUUUCUUUCCUUCUUAAUGCGUUUGAGCCAAUCAGUUGUGUUGUGACAAGGUAGGGGGGUAUACAGAAGAUAGUCCUAUUUGGUAAAAGACCAAGUCCAUAUUAUGGCAAGAACAGCUCAAAUAAGCAAAGAGAAACGACAGUCCAUCAUUACUUUAAGACAUGAAGGUCAGUCAAUUCAGAAAAUGACAAGAACUUUGAACGUUUCUUCAAGUGCAGUCGCAAAAACCAUCAAGCGCUAUGAUGAAACUGGCUCUCAUGAGGACCACCACAGGAAUGGAAGACCCAGAGUUACCUAUGCUGCAGAGGAUAAGUUCAUUAGAGUUACCAGCCUCAGAAAUUGCAGCCCAAAUAAAUGCUUCACAGAGUUCAAGUAACAGACACAUCUCAACAUCAACUGUUCAGAGGAGACUGUGUGAAACAGGCAUUCAUGGUGGAAUUGCUGCAAAGAAACCACUACUAAAGGACACCAAUAAUAAGAAGAGACUUGCUUGGGCCAAGAAACACAAGCAAUGGACAUUAGACCGGUGUAAAUCUGUCCUUUGGUCUGGAGUCCAAAUUUGAGAUUUUUGGUUCCAACCGCCGUGUCUUUGUGAGACGCGGUGUGGGUGAACGGAUGAUCUCCACAUGUGUAUUUCCCACCAUAAAGCAUGGAGGAGGAGGUGUUAUGGUGUGGGGGUGAUUUGCUGGUGACACUGUCAGUGAUUUUAUUUAACCAGCAUGGCUGCCACAGCAUUCCGCAGCGAUACGCCAUCCCAUCUGUUUUUGGCUUAGUGGGACUAUCAUUUGUUUUUCAACAGGACAAUGACCCAACACACCUCCAGGCGGUGUAAGGUCUAUUUUACCAAGAAGGAGAGUGAUGUAUCAGAUGACCUGACCUCCACAAUCCCCCGACCUCAAGCCAAAUUGAGAUGGUUUGGGAUGAGUCGGACGGCAGAGUGAAGGAAAAGCAGCCAACAAGUGCUCGGCAUUAGUGGGAACUCCUUCAAGACUGUUGUUAAAGCUGGUUGAGAGAAUGCCAAGAGUGUACAAAGCUGUCAUCAAGGCAAAGGGUGGCUAUUUGAAGAAACUCAAAUAUAAAAUAUAUUUUGAUUUGUUUAACACUAUUUUGGUUACUACAUGAUUCCAUGUGUUAUUUCAAAGUUUUGAUGUGGUCACUAUUAUGCUACAAUGUAGAAAAUAGUAAAAAUAAAGAAAAACCCUUGUAUGAGUAGGUGUUCUAAAACUUUUGACCAGUAGUGUAAGUGAAUUUGUCCCAAUGCUUUUGGCCCCCUAAAAUGGGAGGACCAUGUACAGAAAGUGCUGUAAUUUCUAAACGGUUCACCCGAUAUGGAUGAAAAUACCCUCAAAUUAAAGCUGACAGUCUGCACUUUAACAUCAUAGUCAUUGUAUCUAAAGUGCUAGGGUACAGAGCCAAAAAAGGUAAUAAAUAUUGGUCACUGUCCCAAUACUUUGGAGCUCAUCCUAGAGGAAAACCUGCUUCAGUCUGCUUUACACCAGACACCGGGAGAGGAAUUUACCUUUCAGCAGGAAGAUCGCCUGCAACACAAGGCCAAAUCUACACUAGUUGGUUACCAAGAAGACAGUUAAUGUUCCAGAGUGGCCAAGUUAGAGUUUUGACCCACAUCAGCUUGAAAAUCUAUGGCAAGACUUGAAAAUUGCUGUCUAGCAAUGAUCCCUAAGACCUUGACAGAGCUUGAAUAAUUUUGAAAAGAGUAGACAAAUAUCACACAAUCCAGGUGUGCAAAGCUGUUAGAGACUUACUCACAGCUGUAAUCACUGCCAAAGGUGAUUGUAACAUGUAUUGACUCAAGGUUGUGAAUACUUAUGUAAAUUAGAUAUUCCUGUAUUUAAUUUUCAAUAUAUGUGCGAACAUUUCUAAAAUCAUGUUUUCACUUUGUCAUUAUAAAGUAUUGUGUGUAGAUGGAUGUGAAAAAAAAUCAAUUUAAACAAUUUUGAAUUCAGGCUGUAACACAACACAAAAUGGAAUAAAUCAAGGGGUAUAAGUACUUUCUGAAGGCAUUGUUUUUUUCAAAAUUGCUCAAGCUCAGUAAAUGCCGUUGGGAAUCAUUGAUGGGUAGCAAUUUUCAAACCUUUUAAGUCAGGACAGGGACUGGACCACACAGGAACACUCAACACCUUGGUGUGUCUUUGGCAUUAACGUUUGUGUAAUUGUCCCGCUGAAAAAUAAAACUCUACGUAUGAUAUAAAUGGCAGUGUGUCACUUUGGUGGUGCUAUCUUCCACACCUAACAAAAGAGUCCCAAGUUUAGCUCUGAUUGAGAUAAAAAAACAGUCAGCUAAUAAUAUAUAAUAAAAUAAUAACUUAUCAAUAGAAUUGUUUUCUUGGUGAAGGGAAUCUAAGCUAGGGUUGCAAAUCCCAGAAGUUCCCAGAUUUCCCAGAAAGUGACUUUCCCAGAAUUUGGGGAAAGUGGACGAAAUGUUGCAACACUAAUCUAAUCUUAUUUAUUUUUGUAUUAUUUGAAUUUCAGUUCACUUCCUGUAUUGACUGGUCAUGAAAUGAAUUGACAUCAAAUCAAAUUGUAUUUAUUACAUGCGCCCAAUACAACAGGUGUAGACCUUACAGUGAAAUGCUUACUUACAAGCUCUUUCCCAACGAUGCAGUUAGAUAAGAAAAAAACACAUGAGAAAUAAAACCAUAUACAAGGAGUACCAUAUCAAUGUGCAGGGUUAUGUGGUAGAUAUGCACAUGUUUAUUUAAUCCUUAUUUCACCAGGUAAGUUCACUGAAAACAUAUUCACAGCAACAACCUGGGGAAUAGUUACAGGGGAGAUGAAUGAGCCAAUUGGAUGCUGGGGAUGAUUAGGUGGCCAGAUCAGGAAUUUAGCCAGGACUCCAGGGUUAACACCCCUACUCUUAAGAUCCGUGCCAUGGGAUCUUUAGUGACCACAGAGAGUCAGGACGUCCCAUCCGAAAGACGGCAUCCUACACAGCGCAAUGUCCCAAUAUUUUUUUUUAUUUGACCAGAGGAAAGUGUGCCGUCGUACUGGACUCCAACACCACUUCCAGCAGCAUUUGGUCUCCCAUUCAGGGACCAACCCUGCUUAGCUUCAGAGCUAAGCCAGCAGUGGGAUGCAGGGUGGUAUGCUGCUGGCUGCAGGGUCAUAUGUUGCUGGCAUACCUACAUGUAGGCAGGGGUAAAGUGUCUAGGCAUCAGGAUAGGUAAUAAGAGUACAAAGUAGCAGCAUCGUAUAUGGUGGGUGUAUGUAUGUGUCAAAUCAAAUUGUAUUGGUCACAUACACGUGUUUAGUAGAUGUUAUUGCGGGUAUAGUGAAAUGCUUGUCCUUCUAGCUCCGACAGUGCAGUAAUAUCUAACAAUUUCACUACAUAUACCCAAUACACACAAAUCUGAGUAAGGAAUGAAUUAAGAAUAUAUACAUACAGUGGGGAGAACACGUAUUUGAUACACUGCCGAUUUUGCAGGUUUUCCUACUUACAAAGCAUGUAGAGGUCUGUAAUUUUUUAUCAUAGGUACACUUCAACUGUGAGAGACGGAACCUAAAACAAAAAUCCAGAAAAUCACAUUGUAUGAUUUUUAAGUAAUUAAUUUGGAUUUUAUUGCAUGACAUAAGUAUUUGAUCACCUACCAACCAGUAAGAAUUCCGGCUCUCACAGACCUGUUAGUUUUUCUUCAAGAAGCCCUCCUGUUCUCCACUCAUUACCUGUAUUAACUGCACCUGUUUGAACUCGUUACCUGUAUAAAAAACACCUGUCCACACACUCAAUCAAACAGACUCCAACCUCUCCACAAUGGCCAAGACCAGAGAGCUGUGUAAGGACAUCAGGGAUAAAAUUGUAGACCUGCACAAGGCUGGGAUGGGCUACAGGACAAUAGGCAAGCAGCUUGGUGAGAAGGCAACAACUGUUGGCACAAUUAUUAGAAAAUUGAAGAAGUUCAAGAUGACGGUCAAUCACCCUCAGUCUGGGGCUCCAUGCAAGAUCUCACCUCGUGGGGCAUCAAUGAUCAUGAGGAAGGUGAGGGAUCAGCCCAGAACUACACGGCAGGACCUGGUCAAUGACCUGAAGAGAGCUGGGACCACAGUCUCAAAGAAAACCAUUAGUAACACACUACGCCGUCAUGGAUUAAAAUCCUGCAGCGCACGCAAGGUCCAAAUGCUCAAGCCAGCGCAUGUCCAGGCCCGUCUGAAGUUUGCCAAUGACCAUCUGGAUGAUCCAGAAGAGGAAUUGGAGAAGGUCAUGUGGUCUGAUGAGACAAAAAUAGAGCUUUUUGGUCUAAACUCCACUCGCCGUGUUUGGAGGAAGAAGAAGGAUGAGUACAACCCCAAGAACACCAUCCCAACCGUGAAGCAUGGAGGUGGAAACAUAAUUCUUUGGGGUUGCUUUUCUGCAAAGGGGACAGGACGACUGCACCGUAUUGAGGGGAGGAUGGAUGGGGCCAUGUAUCGCGAGAUCUUGGCCAACAACCUCCUUCCCUCAGUAAGAGCAUUGAAGAUGGGUCGUGGCUGGGUCUUCCAGCAUGACAACGACCCGAAACACACAGCCAGGGCAACUAAGGAGUGGCUCCGUAAGAAGCAUCUCAAGGUCCUGGAGUGGCCUAGCCAGUCUCCAGACCUGAACCCAAUAGAAAAUCUUUGGAGGGAGCUGAAAGUCCGUAUUGCCCAGCGACAGCCCCGAAACCUGAAGGAGUGGGCCAAAAUCCCUGCUGCAGUGUGUGCAAACCUGGUCAAGACCUACAGGAAUCUCUGUAAUUGCAAACACAGGUUUCUGUACUAAAUAUUAAGUUCUGCUUUUCUGAUGUAUCAAAUACUUAUGUCAUGCAAUAAAAUGCAAAUGAAUUACUUAAAAAUCAUACAAUGUGAUUUUCUGGAUUUUUGUUUUAGAUUCCGUCUCUCACAGUUGAAGUGUACCUAUGAUAAAAAUUAGAGACCUUUACAUGCUUUGUAAGUAGGAAAACCUGCAAAAUCGUCAGUGUAUCAAAUACUUGUUCUCCCCACUGUAUAUGGAUGAGCGAUGUCAGAGCGGCAUGGACUAAGAUAUAGUAGACUAGUAUAGAAUACAGUAUAUACAUAUGCAAUGAAUAUUGCAAGAUAUGUAAAUAUUAUUAAAGUGACUAAGAUUCAAUUUCUUAAAGUGGCCAGUGAUUUCUAGUCAAUGUCUAUAGACCGCAGCCUCUAAUGUGCUAGUGAUGGCUGUUUAACAGUCUGAGAUAGAAGCUGUUUUUCAGUCUCUCGGUUGCAGCUUUGAUGCACCUGUACUGACCUCGCCUUUUGGAUGAUAGCGGGGUGAACAGGCUUUGGCUCAGGUGGUUGAUGUUCUUGAUGAUCUUUUUGGCCUUCCUGUGACAUCGGGGGCUGUAGGUGUCCUGGAGGGCGGGUAGUUUGCCCCCGGUAAUGCGUUGGGCAGACCGCACCACCCUCUGGAGAGCCUUGCGGUUACGGGCGGUGCAGUUGCCGUACCAGGCGGUGAUACAGCCUGACAGGAUGCUCUCAAUUGUGCAUCUGUAAAAGUUUGUGAGGGUUAUAGGUGCCAAGCCAAAUUUAUUUAGCCUCCUGAGGUUGAAGAGGCUCUGUUGCACCUUCUUCACCACACUGUCUGUGUGGGUGGUCCAUUUCAGUUUGUCAGUGAUGUGUACGCCAAGGAACUUGAAGCUUUCCACCUUCUCCACUUGCGACUUGUGACGGCCGGCCGCCCAACAAAAUGCCCACUUGACCCUAUCCCCUCCUCUCUUCUCCAGACCAUUUCCGGAGACCUUCUCCCUUACCUCACCUCGCUCAUCAUCUCAUCCCUUCCGUCUUCAAGAGAGCGAGAGUUGCACCCCUUCUCAAAAAACCUACACUCGAUCCCUCCGAUGUCAACAACUACAGACCAGUAUCCCUUGUUUCUUUUCUCACCAAAACUCUUGAGCGUGCCGUCUUUAGCCAACUCUCUUGCUAUCUCUCUCAGAAUGACCUUCUUGAUCCAAACCAGUCAGGUUUCAAGACUGGUCAUUCAACUGAGACUGCUCUUGUCUGUGUCACGGAGGCUCUCCGCACUGCUAAAGCUAACUCUCUCUCCUCUGCUCUCGUCCUUCUAGACCUAUCUGCUGCCUUUGAUACUGUGAACCAUCAGAUCCUCCUCUCCACCCUCUCCGAGUUGGGCAUCUCCGGCGAACUCACUCUUGGAUUGCGUCCUACCUGACAGGUCGCUCCUACCAAGUGGCGUGGCGAGAAUCUGUCUCCGCACCACGUGCUCUCACCACUGGUGUCCCCCAGGGCUCAGUUCUAGGCCCUCUCCUAUUCUCGCUAUACACCAAGUCACUUGGCUCUGUCAUAUCCUCACAUGGCCUCUCCUAUCAUUGCUACGCAGACGACACACAAUUAAUCUUCUCCUUUCCCCCUUCUGAUAACCAGGUGGCAAAUCGCAUCUCUGCAUGUCUGGCAGACAUACAGUGGGGAAAAAAAGUUUUUAGUCAGCCACCAAUUGUGCAAGUUCUCCCACUUAAAAAGAUGAGAGAGGCCUGCAAUUUUCAUCAUAGGUACACGUCAACUAUGACAGACAAAUUGAGAGAAAAAAAUCCAGAAAAUCACAUUGUAGGAUUUUUUAUGAAUUUAUUUGCAAAUUAUGGUGGAAAAUAAGUAUUUGGUCACCUACAAACAAGAAAGAUUUCUGGCUCUCACAUACCUGUAACUUCUUCUUUAAGAGGCUCCUCUGUCCUCCACUCGUUACCUGUAUUAAUGGCACCUGUUUGAACUUGUUAUCAGUAUAAAAGACACCUGUCCACAACCUCAAACAGUCACACUCCAAACUCCACUAUGGCCAAGACCAAAGAGCUGUCAAAGGACACCAGAAACAAAAUUGUAGACCUGCACCAGGCUGGGAAGACUGAAUCUGCAAUAGGUAAGCAGCUUGUUUGAAGAAAUCAACUGUGGGAGCAAUUAUUAGGAAAUGGAAGACAUACAAGACCACUGAUAAUCUCCCUCGAUCUGGGGCUCCACGCAAGAUCUCACCCCGUGGGGUCAAAAUGAUCACAAGAACGGUGAGCAAAAAUCCCAGAACCACACGGGGGGAUCUAGUGAAUGACCUGCAGGGAGCUGGGACCAAAGUAACAAAGGCUACCAUCAGUAACACACUACGCCACCAGGGACUCAAAUCCUGCAGUGCAAGACGUGCCCCCCUGCUUAAGCCAGUAAAUGUCCAGGCCCUUCUGAAGUUUGCUAGAGUGCAUUUGGAUGAUCCAGAAGAGGAUUGGGAGAAUGUCAUAUGGUCAGAUGAAACCAAAAUAUAACUUUUUGGUAAAAAUUCAACUCGUCGUGUUUGGAGGACAAAGAAUGCUGAGUUGCAUCCAAAGAACACCAUACCUACUGUGAAGCAUGGGGGUGGAAACAUCAUGCUUUGGGGCUGUUUUUCUGCAAAGGGACCAGGACGACUGAUCGGUGUAAAGGAAAGAAUGAAUGGGGCCAUGUAUCGUGAGAUUUUGAGUGAAAACCUCCUUCCAUCAGCAAGGGCAUUGAAGAUGAAACGUGGCUGGGUCUUUCAGCAUGACAAUGGUCCCAAACACACCACCCGGGCAACGAAGGAGUGGCUUCGUAAUAAGCAUUUCAAGGUCCUGGAGUGGCCUAGCCAGUCUCCAGAUCUCAAUCCCAUAGAAAAUCUUUGGAGGGAGUUGAAAGUCCGUGUUGCCCAGCGACAGCCCCAAAACAUCACUGCUCUAGAGGAGAUCUGCAUGGAGGAAUGGGCCAAAAUACCAGCAACAGUGUGUGAAAACCUUGUGAAGACUUACAGAAAACGUUUGACCUGUGUCAUUGCCAACAAAGGGUAUAUAACAAAGUAUUGAGAAACUUUUGUUAUUGACCAAAUACUUAUUUUCCACCAUAAUUUGCAAAUAAAUUCAUUAAAAAUCCUACAAUGUGAUUUUCUGGAUUUUUUUUCCUCAUUUUGUCUGUCAUAGUUGACGUGUACCUAUGAUGAAAAUUACAGGCCUCUCUCAUCUUUUUAAGUGGGAGAACUUGCACAAUUGGUGGCUGACUACAAGUAUUUGAUACACUGCCGAUUUUGCAGGUUUUCCUACUUACAAAGCAUGUAGAGGUCUGUAAUUUUUAUCAUAGGUACACUUCAACUGUGAGAGACGGAAUCUAAAACAAAAAUCCAGAAAAUCACAUUGUAUAAUUUUUAAGUAAUUAAUUUGCAUUUUAUUGCAUGACAUAAGUAUUUGAUACAUCAGAAAAGCAGAACUUAAUAUUUGGUACAGAAACCUUUGUUUGCAAUUACAGAGAUCAUACGUUUCCUGUAGGUCUUGACCAGGUUUGCACACACUGCAGCAGGGAUUUUGGCCCACUCCUCCAUACAGACCUUCUCCAGAUCCUUCAGGUUUCGGGGCUGUCGCUGGGCAAUACGGACUUUCAGCUCCCUCCAAAGAUUUUCUAUUGGGUUCAGGUCUGGAGACUGGCUAGGCCACUCCAGGACCUUGAGAUGCUUCUUACGGAGCCACUCCUUAGUUGCCCUGGCUGUGUGUUUCGGGUCGUUGUCAUGCUGGAAGACCCAGCCACGACCCAUCUUCAAUGCUCUUACUGAGGGAAGGAGGUUGUUGGCCAAGAUCUCGCGAUACAUGGCCCCAUCCAUCCUCCCCUCAAUACGGUGCAGUCGUCCUGUCCCCUUUGCAGAAAAGCAACCCCAAAGAAUUAUGUUUCCACCUCCAUGCUUCACGGUUGGGAUGGUGUUCUUGGGGUUGUACUCAUCCUUCUUCUUCCUCCAAACACGGCGAGUGGAGUUUAGACCAAAAAGCUCUAUUUUUGUCUCAUCAGACCACAUGACCUUCUCCCAUUCCUCUUCUGGAUCAUCCAGAUGGUCAUUGGCAAACUUCAGAUGGGCCUGGACAUGCGCUGGCUUGAGCAUUUGGACCUUGCGUGCGCUGCAGGAUUUUAAUCCAUGACGGCGUAGUGUGUUACUAAUGGUUUUCUUUGAGACUGUGGUCCCAGCUCUCUUCAGGUCAUUGACCAGGUCCUGCCGUGUAGUUCUGGGCUGAUCCCUCACCUUCCUCAUGAUCAUUGAUGCCCCACGAGGUGAGAUCUUGCAUGGAGCCCCAGACCGAGGGUGAUUGACCGUCAUCUUGAACUUCUUCAAUUUUCUAAUAAUUGUGCCAACAGUUGUUGCCUUCUCACCAAGCUGCUUGCCUAUUGUCCUGUAGCCCAUCCCAGCCUUGUGCAGGUCUGCAAUUUUAUCCCUGAUGUCCUUACACAGCUCUCUGGUGUUGGCCAUUGUGGAGAGGUUGGAGUCUGUUUGAUUGAGUGUGUUGACAGGUGUCUUUUAUACAGGUAACGAGUUCAAACAGGUGCAGUUAAUACAGGUAAUAAGUGGAGAACAGGAGGGCUUCUUAAAGAAAAACUAACAGGUCUGUGAGAGCCGGAAUUCUUACUGGUUGGUAGGUGAUCAAAUACUUAUGUCAUGCAAUAAAAUGCAAAUUAAUUACUUAGAAAUCAUACAAUGUGAUUUUCUGGAUUUUUGUUUUAGAUUCCGUCUCUCACAGUUGAAGUGUACCUAUGAUAAAAAUUACAGACCUCUACAUGCUUUGUAAGUAGGAAAACCUGCAAAAUCGGCAGUGUAUCAAAUACUUGUUCUCCCCACUGUAUCAGUGUGGAUGACGGAUCACCACCUCAAGCUGAACCUCAGCAAGACGGAGCUGCUCUCCCCCCCGGGGAAGGACUGCCCGUUCCAUGAUCUCGCCAUCACGGUUGACAACUCCGUUGUGUCCUCCUCCCAGAGUGCAAAGAGCCUUGGCGUGACCCUUCACAACACCCUGUCGUUCUCCGCUAACAUCAAGGCGGUGACCCGAUCCUGAAGGUUCAUGUUCUACAACAUUCGCAGAGUACGACCCUGCCUUACACAGGAAGCGGCACAGGUCCUAAUCCAGGCACUUGUCAUCUCCCGUCUGGAUUACUGCAACUCGCUGUUGGCUGGGCUCCCUGCCUGUGCCAUUAAACCCCUACAACUUAUCCAGAACGCCGCAGCCCGUCUGGUGUUCAACCUUCCCAAGUUCUCUCACGUCACCCCGCUCCUCCGCACACUCCACUGGCUUCCAGUUGAAGCUCGCAUCUGCUACAAGACCAUGGUGCUUGCCUACGGAGCUGUGAGGGGAACGGCACCUCCGUACCUUCAGGCUCUGAUCAGUCCCUACACCCAAACGAGGGCACUACGUUCAUCCACCUCUGGCCUGCUGGCUCCCCUACCUCUGCGGAAGCACAGUUCCCGCUCAGCCCAGUCAAAACUGUUCGCUGCUCUGGCACGCCAAUGGUGGAACAAGCUCCCUCACGACGCCAGGACAGCGGAGUCACUCACCACCUUCCGGAGACACUUGAAAUCCCACCUCUUUAAGGAAUACCUGGGAUAGGAUGAAGUAAUCCUUUUUUUUUUAUAAUAAAAAACAUAGUAAAGUGGUUGUCCCACUGGCUAUCAGAAGGUGAAUGCACCAAUUUGUAAGUCGCUCUGGAUAAGAGCGUCUGCUAAAUGACGAAAAUGUAAAUGUGGAUGGGGGGUGCACCCUCUGCUGUUUCCUGAAGUCCACGAUCAUCUCCUUUGAUUUGUUGACGUUGAGUGAGAGGUUAUUUUCCUGGCACCACACUCCCAGAGCACUCACCUCCUCCCUGUAGACUGUCUCGUCAUUGUUGGUAAUCAAGCCUACUACUGUAAGUAUCAUCUGCAAACUUGAUAAUUGAGUUGGAGGCGUGCUUGGCCACUCAGUCAUGGGGGAACAGGGAGUAGCGAAGUGGAGGUGUUGUUUCUUACCUUCACCACCUGGGGGCAGCCCGUCAGGAAGUCCAGGACCCAGUUGCACAGGGCGGGGUUCAGACCCAGGGCCUCGAGCUUAAUGAUGAGCUUGGAGGGUACUAUGGUGUUGAAUGCUGAGCUAUAGUCAAUGAACAGCAUUCUUAAAUAGGUAUUCCUCUUGUCCAGAUGGGAUAGGGCAGUGUGCAGAGUGAUGGCGAUUGCAUCAUCUGUGGAUCUAUUGGGGCGGUAAGCAAAUUGAAGUGGGUCUAGGGUGGCAGGUAAGGUACAGUGAGGGAAAAAAGUAUUUGAUCCCCUGCUGAUUUUGUACCUUUGCCCACUUACAAAGAAAUUAUCAGUCUAUAAUUUUAAUGGUAGGUUUUUUUGAACAGUGAGAGACAGAAUAACAACAAAAACAUCCAGAAAAACGCAUGUAAAAAAUGUUAUAAAUUGAUUUGCAUUUUAAUGUGGGAAAUAAGUAUUUGACCGCCUCUCAAUCAAAAAGAUUUCUGGCUCCCAGGUGUCUUUUAUACAGAUAACGAGCUGAGAUUAGGAGCACACUCUUAAAGGGAGUGCUCCUAAUCUCAGCUUGUUACCUGUAUAAAAGACACCUGUCCACAGAAGCUAUCAAUCAAUCAGAUUCCAAACUCUCCACCAUGGCCAAGACCAAAGAGCUCUCCAAGGAUGUCAGGGACAAGAUUGUAGACCUACACAAGGCUGGAAUGAGCUACAAGACCAUCGCCAAGCAGCUUGGUGAGAAGGUGACAACAGUUGGUGCGAUUAUUCGCAAAUGGAAGAAACACAAAAUAACUGUCAAUCUCCCUCGGCCUGGGGCUCCAUGCAAGAUCUCACCUCGUGGAGUUGCAAUGAUCAUGAGAACGGUGAGGAAUCAGCCCAGAACUACACGGCAGGAUCUUGUCAAUGAUCUCAAGGCAGCUGGCACCAUAGUCACCAAGAAAACAAUUGGUAACACACUAUGCCGUGAAGGACUGAAAUCCUGCAGCGCCCGCAAUGUCCCCCUGCUCAAGAAAGCACAUAUACAGGGCCGUCUGAAGUUUGCCAAUGAACAUCUGAAUGAUUCAGAGGAGAACUGGGUGAAAGUGUUGUGGUCAGAUUAGACCAAAAUCGAGCUCUUUGGCAUCAAGGAGGAGGAAUGCUGCCUAUGACCCCAAGAACACCAUCCCCACCGUCAAACAUGGAGGUGGAAACAUUAUGCUUUGGGGGUGUUUUUCUGCUAAGGGGACAGGACAACUUCACCGCAUCAAAGGGACGAUGGACGGGGCCAUGUACCGUCAAAUCUUGGGUGAGAACCUCCUUUCCUCAGCCAGGGCAUUGACAAUGGGUUGUGGAUGGGUAUUCCAGCAUGACAAUGACCCAAAACACAAGGCCAAGGCAACAAAGGAGUGGCUCAAGAAGAAGCACAUUAAGGUCCUGGAGUGGCCUAGCCAGUCUCCAGACCUUAAUCCCAUAGAAAAUCUGUGGAGGGAGCUGAAGGUUCGAGUUGCCAAACGUCAGCCUAAAAACCUUAAUGACUUGGAGAAGUACUGCAAAGAGGAGUGGAACAAAAUCCCUCCUGAGAUGUGUGCAAACCUGGUGGUCAACUACAAGAAAUGUCUGACCACUGUGAUUGCCAACAAGGGUUUUGCCACCAAGUACUAAGUCAUGUUUUGCAGAGGGGUCAAAUACUUAUUUCCCUCAUUAAAAUGCAAAUCAAUUUAUAACAUUUUUUAAAUGCGUUUUUCUGGAUUUUUUGUUUUGUUUUUCUGUCUCUCACUGUUCAAAUAAACCUACCAUUAAAAAUUAUAGACUGAUCAUUUCUUUGUCAGUGGGUAAAUGUACAAAUUCAGCAGGGGAUCAAAUACUUGUUUCCCUCACUGUAGAGGUGAUAUGAUCCUUGACUCGUCUCUCAAAGCACUUCAUGAUGACAGAGGUGAGUGCUACGGGGCGAUAGUCGUUUAGUUCAGUUACCUUUGCUUUCUUGGGUACAGGAACAAUGGUGCCCAUCUUGAAGCAUGUGGGGACAGCAGACUGGGAUAGGGAGAGAUUGAAUAUGCCCGUAAACACACCAGCCAGCUGGUCUGCGCAUGCUCUGAGGACGUGGCAAGGGAUGCCGUCUGGGCCGGCAGCCUUGCGAGGGUUAACACGUUUAAAUGUUUUACACACGUCGGCCACGGAGAAAGAGAGCCCACAGUCCUUGGUAGCGGGUCGCGUCGGUGGCACUGUGUUCUCCUCAAAGCGGGCGAAGGAGGUGUUUAGCUUUUCCGGAAGCAAGACGUUGGUCUCGGCGACGUGGCUGGUUUUCCUUUUGUAGUCCGUGAUUGUCUGUAGACCCUGCCACAUACGUCUCGUGUCUGAGCCGUUGAAUUGCGACUCCACUUUGUCUCUAUACCAACGUUUUGCUUGUUUGAUUGCCUUGCGGAGUGAAUAACUACACUGUUUGUAUUCUGCCAUAUUCCUAGUCAACUUGCCAUGGUUAAAUGCGGUGGUUCGCGCUUUCAGUUUCGAGCGAACGCUGCCAUCUAUCCAUGGUUUCUUGUUAGGGUAGGUUUUAAUAGUCACAGUGGGUACGACAUCUCCUAUACAGUUACCGUAUUAGUCUAAAUUGUUUUCGCAAGCUACCCGGAACAUAUCCCAGUCCGCGUGAUCAAAACAAUCCUGAAGCGUGGAUUCCGAUAGGUCCUUGGAUAGUUCUUAGCACAGGUACUUCCUGUUUGAGUUUCUGCCUAUAGGAAGGAAGAAGCAAAAUAGAGUCGUGGUCAGAUUUGCCGAAAGGAGGGCGGGGUAGGGCCUUGUAAGCAUCCCGGAAGUUCGAAUAACAGUGGUCCAGUGUUUUAGCAGCGCGAGUACUACAGUUGAUAUGUUGAUAGAACUUAAGCAGCCUAGUCCUCAAAUUUGCUUUGUGAAAAUCCCCAGCUACAAUAAAUGCAGCCUCAGGAUAUGUGGCUUCCAGUUUGCAUAAAGUCCAGUGAAGUUCUUUGAGGGCCGUCGUGGUAUCGUCUUUAGGGGGGAUAUAAAUGGCUGUGGCUAUAACGGAGGAAAAUUAUCUUGGGAGAUAAUACGGUCGGCAUUUGAUUGUGAGGUAUUCUAGGUCAGGUGAACAAAAGGACUUGAGUUCUUGUAUGUUACUACAAUUACACCAUGAGUCGUUAAUGAUGAAACACACACCUCCGCUCUUCUGCUUCCCGAAGAGAUAUUUAUUCCUGUCUGCGCGAUGAACUGAGAACCCCUUUGGCUGGACCGAUUUCGACAGAGUAUCCCGAGAGAGCCAUGUUUCCGUGAAACAAAGUAUGUUACAGGCCCUGAAGUCUCUCUGGAAAGAAAUCCUUGCCCUGAGCUCGUCAACUUUGUUAUCCAAAGACUGAACAUUAGCGAGUAAUAUACUCGGAAGCGGUGGGUGGUGUGCGCGCCUCCCAAGUCGAACCAGCAGGCUGCCUCGAGUGCCUCUGGAAUCAGUUAAAUUGCUCUGGGGUGAGCGAACAAAGGAUUUGCUUCGGGGAAGUCAUAUUCCUGGUCAUAAUGCUGGUAGUUCUGGUGAGUUACCGCCGCUCUGAUAUCUAAUAGUUCUUCCUGGCUGUAUGUAAUGACACAAAACAUUUCCUGAGCUAAUAUUGUAAAAGAAACAAAUACAUUAAAAAAAAAAUACCGCAAAGUUUUGUAAGAGCUAGUCGCGAGGACGCCAUCUCCGUCGGCGCCAUCUGAGUCAUCAUGUCAGUAUGUGUAGGUGUGUUAGCAAAGUAUUAAUUGAUGAACACUCUGUGUACUGUAUGGUUGCAUUCACCCCCAAUUCUUACAAGAAAUGUAACAUGCUUGCUAUAGCUGUGCUCUGUUCUCUGGUUCUCUUUCCCCAGCUCAGGUCAGGAUGUCCAGAGAGCCAGUGUAAUCAUCAACCUGCCAAACCUGGUGCGUCAGAAUCCAGCAGAGACCUUCCGACGGGUAGUGCCAAAAGUUCGGGUGGGCCAAUUAAUCUGUUCUAUUCUAAAGCCUAAUAUUCAUAUUAACCACGUUACUGUGGUAAAACCACAUUUUAUGACUGAAUAGAAAAAAUAACUAAUGACAAAUGUCCAUUAAAUUAUAAUUAUUCCUUUUUGGUGUAUGUUGUGACUACAUGUCCACAGUAACAAAUGGCAAAGGUCAAUAAACCUCUUCACCCCUAACCCUUCCCCACUCCUAACCCCUUCUUGCCCUCUGACACAGGAAGUACUACAUGUAGCCGGGGCAGACAUGCAGCUGGCGGCGGCAGGCUCCUUCCUGACCUUGCUCCAGGAUGACAUUGUCCUCAUCCAGACGCACACCCACUCCAUCCUACAGAUCGUUCUACUUAACCUGGACCACCGCGAUGCAGGUCAGCAUGGUUCUUAUAAGCUGUAUAUAACCUGUCAUAAGCAUGACAUAAGCGAUGCCAUGAGCAAUUAUGAUGAUAAUAACUUCUGCAAAGUUACUACAACUAGCUUAACCUGGACCAACGAGACACAGGUCAGCAUGGUUCGUAUAAGCAUAACAUAAGAGAUGUCAUAAGCAGUCGUGAUGAUAAUAACUUAUGACAGGCUACCCAACUGAUUCGACAAGACCAUGGCAGGAAGUUAACUACUUAAAGUUGUCUUCAACGUGUCAUUAGCAUGGCAUUAGUAAGGAAAUAACUUAUGCCAAACCAGACUGAUUAGACAAAAACCAAGGAGGUAAGGUUGGGCGAUGUCGUGAUUAUGUACCCAUAAAACAUUGUGAUAUACAAUGGUAUCGCCCCUAUUGGCCAACACCCCCCAAAAAAGACAAACGUCAACAACAACAAAAAAUCUGCUAUAGCGCGAAGUCGAAUGCUACAACAACGUGCCCUCUAAGCUGCGCACUGCCACACAGAAGAAAUAUCAGCCCGUGCAGAGAAGCACGAGAUUGAACUUCACUCAACUUUCUAGAGUUUUCCCCUUCAGUUAACACUAUUAACGUUUUGCUCUACUGUGGGAAUUGUGAUAGAAUCAAUGCAAUAUUAGCCACUUUUAAUGUAACAUACUGAAACAAAACGAACUAUGCAAGACUUAGUGUGCAAAACUAACUGUGCAAGAGAUUUUCUUGUAGGCAGAGCGGAUUGGAGUAGGAUUCUAUUGCAUUGACAGGCACACUCAGACCUGACCUGUGCGCCAUAACCAAUCAGAGCUGCAGUAGGCCUAUAUGCAAAUAGCCAUUGCCAUAUAUGGAUCUGUGCCAUUCACUUUGAACUGGACUGUGUUUAGGUUAUUGAUAUUGUUUGUUCUCUAUCAUUAUUAGUCCCCUGGCUGCCUUACAUUUUUAGGCUAUUCAAACAACUUUUUGAGAUUUAAUUCAUUGUUUGAUCGGGAGAGAAAAUCCAUGCAUAAAAUGAUGAAAGCAUAGCAUAUAGCCCAAAUUCAUAACCUAUUGAAUGGAGAGAAUAGGGAAUAUAGUCUCAGUUUUUUAAAACCGCAAGACACAAGAUAGUUAAGGAGUGUCCGUUAUUUUAAAAAAGGAAUAGGUUUAGGAAUUAGCUUAAAGGGACAUAUCUAACAUUUUCAACUUCAUUUUCGUCAUCUCCAGCACCACCCCAACAUCAACAUAUGUGAAAAUGGCGCAUUUCAAUGUUUUGUAGUAGAGGAAGAUAAGUAUUUCCAAUGACAUAAUCAACCAAUUAGUAGGCAAUUAGUAGGCAUACCUUUGCAUAAUUGGUUAAAAUCAAACAAUGCACACUGAUGCACUUCCUCUAUCUUUUUUACUACAAAACAUAGAAACGAACAAUUUCCACAUGUUGAUGAUGUUGGGGUGGUGCUGCAGAUGAUGAAUAUGAAGUAGAAUUUAUGUAUUUUAUUUCCCUUUAAGGCCCGUGCAUCAAACAGAGAAAGAGAGAGAAACAAUAUUGUCUGACUGGACAUUUUGCGCUGCUUUGGUGGAAUUCUCCGCUUUGUCUGGCCUACAUUUCUGUCUUGCGUUCUGUAUAUACAAUAUUUAUUGAAAUAGGCUAUAUCAAAUAGGAAUAGACAAAUUACUCAGAAUCUCGUGUGCUGCCCUGCUGUGUGCUGCGAAACUCUGUCUGUCACAUCAUGAUGUCGUCACCAUCGACGAUGGCUGUGAAUCAUCAUCGAUAGCAUCGUAAUAUCGGCCCAACCCUACAAGGCAGUAAGUUUAGUUUAAAGCUGUCUUUAACCUGUCAUAAGCAUGCCUCUUAAGUAAGCAGUUAUGAUGAUAACUUAGUCUACCACAACUGCAAGACCAGGGUAGCAAGCUAAGUUUGCUAUUUAAAGUUGUGUUUAACCUGUCAAAAGCAUGACAUAAGAGAUGUCUUAAGCAGUAAUUAUGAUAAUAGCUUAUGCCAACCUAGCGCAACUGAUUAAACUAGACCAAGGCUAGUAACUUUUCAGCACAUUUUUGCAUUCCAGUUCAACAUUUACCUGCUCUGUCGCAGUCUACCAUUGAAAACCGUUUGAAGAAUGCUAGUGGAAAAGUCAAUCUAUUUGUAUUUGAGCAAUAUGAUUGGCCGUUCAUUCAAGCACCACCACCCUACUGCAUGUCUCAACUUCUCGAGCAGUACAAGAGUUGCCUUCACACAUCACACGCAAGCUGUCCAGAGCAAAAAUAAUAAGCGCUGAGUGAUUUACAAAGAUAAACCUUCAAUAGUGAACAACAUACAGUGCAUUCGGAAAGUAUUCAGACCCCUUGACUUUUUCCACAUUUUGUUACGUUAGAGCCUGUGUGCUAACAGUUUAGUCUGUUAGAAGGUGAACCUUCCCCCCAGUCUGAGGUCCUGAGCACUCUGGAGCAGGUUUUCAUCAAGGAUCUCUCUGUACUUUGCUCCGUUCAUCUUUCCCUCGAUCCUGACUAGUCCCAGUCCCUACCCCUGAAAAACAUCCCCACAGUAUGAUACUGCCACCACCAUGCUUCACCGUAGGGAUGGUUGCAGGUUUCCUCCAGACGUGACGCUUGGCAUCCAGGCCACAGAGUUCAAUCUUAAUUUAAUCAGACCAGAGAAUCUUGUUUCUUAUGGUCUGAGAGUCCUUUAGGUGCCUUUUGGCAAACUCCAAGCGGGCUGUCAUGUGCCUUUUACUGGGGAGUGGCUUCCGUCUGGCCACUCUACUGUAAAGGCCUGAUUGGUGGAGUGCUGCAGAGAUGGUUGUCCUUCUAGAAGGUUCUCCCAUCUCCACAGAGGAAAUAUGGAGCUCUGUCACCAUCGGGUUCUUGGUCACCUCCCUGACCAAAGCCGUUCUCCCCUGAUUGCUCGGUUUGGUCGGGCGGCCAGCUCUAGGAGGAAGAGUCUUGGUGGUUCCAAACUUCUUCCAUUUCAAAAUUAUGGAGGCCACUGUGUUAUUGGGGAUCUUCAAUGCUGCAGAGAAUUUUGGUACCCUUCCCCAGAUCUGUGCCUCGACAUAAUCCUGUCUCUGAGCUCUAUGGACAAUGCCUUCGACCUCAUGGCUUGGUUUUUGCUCUGACAUGCACUGUCAACUGUGGGACCUUAUCUAGACAGGUGUGUGCCUUUCCAAAUCAUGUCCAAUCAAUUGGAUUUACCACAGGUGAACUCCAAUCAAGUUGUAGAAACUUCUCAAAGAUGAUCAAUUUAUUUAUUUAUUUAUUUAUUUAUUUCACCAUUAUUUAACCAGGUAAGCCAGUUGAGAACAAGUUCUCAUUUACAACUGCGACCUGGCCAAGAUAAAGCAAAGCAGUGCGAUAAAAACAACAACACAGAGUUACAUAUGGGGUAAAACAAAACAUAAAGUCAAAAAUACAACAGAAAAUAUAUAUACAGUGUGUGCAAAUGUAGCAAGUUAUGGAGGUAAGGCAAUAAAUAGGCUAUAGUGCAAAAUAAUUACAAUUAGUAUUAACACUGGAAUGAUAGAUGUGCAAGAGAUGAUGUGCAAAUAGAGAUACUGGGGUGCAAAUGAGCAAAAUAAAUAACAAUAUGGGGAUGAGGUAGUUGGGUGGGCUAAUUUCAAAUGGGCUGUGUACAGGUGCAGUGAUCGGUAAGGUGCUCUGACAACUGAUGCUUGAAGUUAGUGAGGGAGAUAAGUCUCCAGCUUCAGAGAUUUUUGCAAUUCGUUCCAGUCAUUGGCAGCAGAGAACUGGAAGGAAUGGCGGCCAAAGGAGGUGUUGGCUUUGGGGAUCACCAGUGAGAUAUACCUGCGCAUACUACGGUUGGGUGUUGCUAUGGUGACCAAUGAGCUAAAAUAAGGCGGGGAUUUGCCUAGCAGUGAUUUAUAGAUGGCCGGGAGCCAGUGGGUUUGGCGACGAAUAUGUAGUGAGGACCAGCCAACAAGAGCGUACAGGUCACAGUGGUGGGUAGUAUAUGGGGCUUUGGUGACAAAACGGAUGGCACUGUGAUAGACUACAUCCAAUUUGCUGAGUAGAGUGUUGGAGGCUAUUUUGUAAAUGACAUCGCCGAAGUCAAGGAUCGGGAGGAUAGUCAGUUUUACGAGGGCAUGUUUGGCAGCAUGAGUGAAUGAGGCUUUGUUGCGAAAUAGGAAGCCGAUUCUAGAUUUAACUUUGGAUUGGAGAUUCUUAAUGUGAGUCUGGAAGGAGAGAUUACAGUCUAACCAGACACCUAGGUAUUUGUAGUUGUCCACAUACUCUAGGUCAGACCCGUCGAGAGUAGUGAUUCUAGUCGGGUGGGUGGGUGCCAGCAGCGUUCGAUUGAAAAGCAUGCAUUUAGUUUUACUAGUGUUUAAGAGCAGUUGGAGGCUACUGAUUGAGUGUUGUAUGGCAUUGAAGCUCGUUUGGAGGUUUGUUAACACAGUGUCCAAUGAAGGGCCAGAUGUAUACAUCUGUAUACUGUAUCAAUGUACAGUUGAAGUCGGAAGUUUACAUACACCUUAGCCAAAUACAUUUAAACUCAGUUUUUCACAAUUCCUGACAUUUAAUCCUAGUAAGAAUUCUCUGUCUUAGGUCAGUUAGGAUCACCACUUUAUUUUAAGAAUGUGAAAUGUCAGAAUAAUAGUAGAGAGAAUGAUUUAUUUCAGCUUUUAUUUCUUUCAUCACAUUCCCAGUGGGUCAGAAGUUUACAUACACUCAAUUAGUAUUUGGUAGCAUUGCCUUUAAAUUGUUUAACUUGGGUCAAACGUUUCGGGUAGCCUUCCACAACCUUUCCACAAUAAGUUGGGUGAAUUUUGGCCCAUUCCUCCUGACAGAGCUGGUGUAACUGAGUCAGGUUUGUAGGCCUCCUUACUCGCACAUGCUUUUUCAGUUCUGCCCACACAUUUUCUAUAGGAUUGAGGUCAGGGCUUUGUGAUGGCCACUCCAAUACCUUGACUUUGUUGUCCUUAUGCCAUUUUGCCACAACUUUGGAAGUAUGCUUGGGGUCAUUGUCCAUUUGGAAGACCCAUUUCCGACCAAGCUUUAACUUCCUGACUGAUGUCUUGAGAUGUUGCUUCAAUAUAUCCACAUCAAUUUCCUUCCUCAUGAUACCAUCUAUUUUGUGAAGUGCACCAGUCCCUCCUUUAGCAAAACACCCCCACAGCAUGAUGCUGCCACCCCUGUGCUUCACGGUUGGGAUGGUGUUCUUUUGCUUGCAAGCAUCCCCCUUUUUCCUCCAAACAUAACGAUGGUCAUUAUGGCCAAACAGUUCUAUUUUUGUUUCAUCAGACCAGAGGAGAUUUCUCCAAAAAGUAUGAUCUUUGUCCCCAUGUGCAGUUGCAAACCGUAAUCUGGCUUUUUUAUGGCGGUUUUGGAGCAGUGGCUUCUUCCUUGCUGAGCGGCCUUUCAGGUUAUGUCGAUAUAGUAAUUGUUUUACUGUGGAUAUAGAUACUUUUGUACCUGUUUCCUCCAGCAUCUUCACAAGGUCCUUUGCUGUUGUUCUGGGAUUGAUUUGCACUUUUUGCACCAAAGUACGUUCAUCUCUAGGAGACAUAACGCGUCUCCUUCCUGAGCAGUAUGAUGGCUGCGUGGUCCCAUGGUGUUUAUACUAUUGUUUGUACAGAUGAACGUGGUACCUUCAGGUGUUUGGAAAUUGCUCCCAAGGAUGAACCAGACUUGUGGAGGUCUACAAUUUUAUUUCUGAGGUCUUGGCUGAUUUCUUUUGAUUUUCCCAUGAUGUCAAGCAAAGAGGCACUGAGUUUGAAGGUAGGCCUUGAAAUACAUCCACAGGUACACCUCCAAUUGACUCAAAUUAUGUCAAUUAGCCUAUCAGAUGCUUCUAAUGCCAUGACAUCAUUUUCUGGAAUUUUCCAAGCUCUUUAAAGGCACAGUCAACUUAGGGUAUGUAAACUUCUGACCCACUGGAAUUGUGAUACAGUGAAUUAUAAGUGAAAUAAUCUGUCUGUAAACAGUUAUUGGAAAAAUUACUUGUCAUGCACAAAGUAGAUGUCCUAACUGACUUGCCAAAACUAUAGUUUGUUAACAAGAAAUGUGUGGAGUGGUUGAAAAACUAGUUUGAAUGACUCCAACCUAAGUGUUUGUAAACUUCCGACUUCAACUGUAAACAGGAUGCACCUGAGCUCAAUUUCGAGUCUCAUAGCAAAGGGUCUGAAUUCUUAAAUAAAUAAGGUAUUUCUGUUUUUUAUUUUUAAUACAUUUGCAAACAUUUCUAAAAACCUGUUUUCGCUUUAUCAUUAUAGAGUAUCGUGUGUAGAUUGAUGAGGAUUUUUUUUUUUUUUUUUUUUUUUUUUUUUUUUUUGUCAUUUAGCAGACGCUCUUAUCCAGAGCGACUUACAGGAGCAAUUAGGGUUAAGUGCCUUGCUCAAGGGCACAUCGACAGAUUUUUCACCUAGUCGGCUCGGGGAUUAGAACCAGCGACCUUUCGGUUACUGGCACAACGCUCUUACCCACUAAGCUACUACAAUCCAUUGUAGAAUAAGGCUGUAACGUAAGAAAAUGUGGAAAAAGGGAAGGGGUCUGAAUACUUUCCAAAUGCACUGUAGUAGCAAUAUGGUGGCUACUGUUGAUAGUCUGCAAAAAAAAGCUACAAAAAGACACCUAGCAUUCGUCUUGGUUAGCCUACUGUAGCCAGUCAAUAUCUCGUUUGAAACGUUUGUCUUAGAGGGGCAGCUUCCUAUUUUGAGAUGUAAAAAUAUUCUCAAAAUGACACUUCAACAAAAGAGGGCAGUAGGACUUGAAAUUACUGAAUUACUUUCUAAAUAUAGUAACAAUGAAAUUAUAAAUGACUUACUAUGAGAUUUCACAUUUCUUAUAAGUAUAAAAUAAAUAUGGUCUUACUUAGUGACAGUACAAUAUUUGGCACUAUUUCAUAUAACUGCAGACAGAGAAUUUUCUCCUAAACGUCCACUGAGCAGCACAGAGACACCAUUUAAAUGUGUGCAGACUCGUUACAACUUCAGCUUCACCAAGAGAAAGUGGUCUUAGUUCAAUUCUAUGACAUUAUUUAGUUGUGUUGGGAGCUCUAUAUCCGGCUGAGAAUAUCACAGCAAGAUUAAACUAGUAUUGUUGCAUCCGCUAGAUUCUUCCAUUUAAUAUGCGCUAUUGCAAGCGCAGCUGUAAGUUUCACAGACACACGAAAUCGUUCCUUUGUCUGGAUAGGCCCGAAAAUGUGACACGUCACUCCCUAUGCAAAUGUGGGGUCUGAUACCUGACACUUCAAGUCAGCCACGCUGGGAGAGUGGGAGCACAGAGACGGUGCUUUCUUGCACUAUAAGACACAGGACCCUACGAUGUUCACAGAGAGCUUUGUACACAAAAAUGUCAGUCGGAACUGGUCCAGAACCGCUCAAAGUCCCCCAAAUAGGGGACUUAACAUCUAAGAGGUAUCAUAAUAACCAAAUGUAGCCUAUUCAUUGCUGAAAAUAGAAAGAUGCAUGCCAAGCUAUAGGCCCUGCAUGACACCAAUGCAUUUAAAAACUACACCAUGUCCAGGCCAGUAAAAAUUAUGUUCGGGCCAGUAGCUUUUUGGCCAACCGGGCCAGUAAGAAAAAAAGUUAAUGUUGGACCCUGAAGGUAAACAAUGUCAUGUUUUGGCAGGACAUAAAGCUGGUUAUUUUUUCUUUGUGUAAUGUCUUCCAGUGGCAAAUUAAGCUUGUCCAAAACUUGUCCAGAGAGACUUGUGGGUUGUUCAGUAACAACCGGGUGAGUUGGAUGCAGCCAGACCUACACAGCCCCGCUUUCAGCUUUGCAGUAUUCCUCUCUUAGCUCAAGAUUUAACUUUAGGUUGAACAUUAAGUAACAUCCCUUCAAAAGUCUUUGCUUUGACAGCAAGUCUCGAAUAGCAUGCUUUAAGCUUGGGUACGAUUCCUGUGGCACCUUACUCGGCAGCAGUCAAUCUUUAGCCAUUGCUGGCACGAGAGGAACAAGCCUGUUGCUCACUCCGGUUUUCAAUUCAGCAUCCUACUGUUCCAGGAUUACAGUCGAUGAAAGCUUCUUCUCCCAGAUCUGUUGAAUGUAGCUAGUGUCUGCCUGGCAUUUCGCCCACAGUGUGUGAGCGAGGGAGUGAAUGCAGCAGUUUGAAUUCGUGACAGAGCUUAACCGUUGUGACUUACCGUCACUGGUGGGCUGUAGGUUGGCAGGGCAUCAUACUCUCUGGUACAGGGAUGUUCCAUUUCAAAACUUCAAAGGCCAUGGCAUCAUUAUUAAGCAUUGGUAGCAGUUUUCAGUGUUUUUAAAAUGUCCGUUUUUCUCUGUUUCUCUUCAACAGUGGUGAGCAACGCAUGGCUGGAAACGUUGCUGUCUGCAAUCGAUGCUUUACCAAAGGAAACCAUCAGACAGGAGGUAACAGCAACCUGAAAUGUAUACUAGCUAACACAUUAACGUAACACAUACUAGCUAAUACAGGUUAUUAUAAAAUGAACCAAAGCAUAUAACAAGCCUUGGCAACCACCUAGGGAUGUUAACGGUUAACCAUUAAUCGGUUCGCAUCAAAAAUACAUUUCACUAGUCAUGCUUACCGGUCUAUAGGUUAAUUUGCAUAAUUUUAUGGAUUUCAAUUGGCACGUGUGUAUUUUCGUUAGUUCGUCAUGUAUCUAUUUAUCAGACGUGCACAGAGCCUAAUUUGAGCGGAAUAUCACCUGUCGGACAGCGAGAGCUGCAUCUCCUCAAACAGCUGGUUGCUACUGGUGUGAAACGUGUUCUUAAAAGCCCAGUCAUUGCGCAACAAUUCUAAAUGCAAUUGCGUGUUAAAAACAGAGUUUUGAUGGCCACGAUUAAAAAGAGAUACAGUUUUUAUUUCUCAACUCCUAAUUUCUCAACUCCUGAACCGUGUCCUCCAUUCACCAUUUGAGUGCAUAGGCAAUAGUUUAGGCAGGCUAUCAGCACGUCACCUACCACCUUGCAAUCUGAGCUGGAGGCAGUAUGCAUUUUGAUAACAUAUACUUAAUUGUGUGAAACCUGGAUGUUUUACUUCAUAUUAUGAGGUAUGUCUUACCUUGCUUCAAAGUAGCGUAGACAAAAUCUGACUAUGCGCAUUUGUGUAGGAUAGAUUAUUGCGCAACCCCAAACGCUAUAUUCAGAUUAGACUCACAUUUGUUACAAUAAACCCCUUACCUAAAAUUCAAUGGUAUUUUAUAUGGUAUUUAGGCACAUUCACAUAUUGAUAUAACAUUUCACUUCUUUACAUCAAGUUUGCCAGUACCUUAGAAAAAUGAAAAAAAUGAAAAAAGUCAAAUGCUAAAAGUAUCUUAUAUAAAAUAUAUUAAUACCUCCAAGCACACAUCAAAAUCCACAAAGAAAUGGUUAAUUGACCACAAAAUCACAAUUUUGCAAUGGCCAUCUCAGUCUCUGGAUUUGAACCCCAUUGAAAACCUGCGCAGACGAAGGAUAUCAAGGAUCUGGAAAGAUUCUGUACGUUGGAAUGGUGUAAUAACACUCCCAAUGUGUUCUCCAGUCUCAUAAAACAUUUUAGAAAAAGUGCCAUUAUCCUCCCAAAUUGAGGUAUUGAAAGUUAUUGAAAACAGGGAUGUUUUUGAGAAUAAUUUUUGUUAACUUUUUAAACAGUCUCUUUUGCUCAUCUUUAUCAAGGGUACCAAUAAUUUUAGACCUGACUGUAUAGUCCUAGGCAUAUGUUGUUGUUAGGAGGUCACAUAUAUUUUGCUUUUAUUACUGCGCAUUUUAAUUGUAAUUUUACUUUCAAACUAUUUUGCCAUUUUGAUCCCAAUUGGACCCUUUAUUUAUAGAAAUACCCAUAUAUGGCACAUAUGUGCCUCAACUCCCUGACAUUUAGAUUUUUUUGUAUUUUGUUGCAUCUCAUUCAUCUUGCUUUUUAGUCCAAGACUAGGCUUAAUCUGUGUCCGGGAAACCGUCCCAUAGUAUUUUACCUGAGAAUUAUGCCAGGCUUCUAAGGCAUUUCUGGGCAUAUUUCUGGGCUUUAAAACUGUACUUUUUCAAAAUGCCUUGCUGCGCCAAGGUCCAUUUGUAAAUGUGACAAACGCUCUCACAGGGAGAUGCCAAGUUCAUUAGCAAUCAUCUAACAAUAACCCAUGUUAUGAAAUACAUUUCUGAAAUAAGCCCCUGAUGAUGCAUAUACAUCCAGUUUGAGGCAAUUGUUUUAUACUACCCUGCAGUACAGGUUAACUUUUUAAUGCCCAUAACUGUAUAACCGUUAGUAUAUCUAAUAUGGGGAAUUAAAAUGGUUUCUAAUGGAACAGUGCCAUUGGAAGAAACUAAGUUGGCUAUCAUUUCUCAGUAUGACAGUACUGUGCCCGACAACCCAAGUCGGCCACAAUUACUUGUAAGAAACUGUUGUUAGUUAGGAAACUAAACUUGGCAACAUAAUUUAGCAUGGUUCCGAUGGAGCACUAUAAAUGGAAUAGGAUGUCAUUUGGGAUGCAACCCAUGGCUUCCUUAAACAGGCUGUUCCUUCCCUAACACCCUAAUAGCCUGUAUCCAUUUGUUAAUCAUGCAGAUCCUCAGCCCGCUUGUGUCCAAAGCUCAGCUGUCGCAGUCCCUGCAGGCCCGGUUAGCCAGCUGUCGUAUCCUGGGGAAGGUGGCCUGCAAGUUUGAGUCUCCCAUGUGAGUUUGUACCCUGGAGUUUGUAUCUUCCUCAAUCACCAAACAGAAGGUCUGAUGCUUGUUUUUCUACAAGGGAAUGUCUUGGUUAAAUGCUUAUUUUUCUGUAAGGAAAUGUCUUGGUUAAAUUAGUUAUAUAGAUGUAGGGGCCAUAGAUGCUACAGUAGGAUAAAUUAGUUAAUGAUAGAUAGCCUAGACCAGGGGUGGGCAAACUUUUUGUCUCUAGGGCCACAUCGGGAUUAAAGAAUUCAACGAAGGGCCACACAUUUUUGUUCGUCAAAAUCGAUACUUUCUGUCUAGUGUGGCCUGGAGUGUUUUUUCAACCAAAAAUAAUCAUUUCUCCUAACAACAACAAAUAUAUACCCCACAGGCCGCAUUUAAUUGGCUGGCGAGCCCAGCCUUGGCCUAGACGAUAGAUGUAGGACCCAUAGAUUCUAGGCUAAAUUAGUUACAAUCAUUUCACAGCUUAUCUGAAUUAGUAUCUCGUAGAAAAAUCUCUAUUGUGCCCUUUGGGACACCUUUCCAAUAAUCAAUCAUAAUUUGUCUUGAUUUCUCUUGAUAUGCCCCCAAAUUAUGUGAAACCCUCUUGGCAGAGUGAAGAAGGACCUCCUGCCCCUGGUGAGGUCCCUGUGCCAGGACGUGGAGUACGAGGUGCGCUCCUGCAUGUGUCGCCAGCUGGAGAACAUCGCCAGAGGAAUCGGGUAAAAGAAAAGAACAGAGAAAAAAAGAAAGGAGAAAACCUUUCAGAUAAUCUAGAAAACAGCUGUGUCUGGUGUCGCGUUAAAAUCGGAGGAGAGCUCAUUGUAAUGGCUGGAAUGGAAUAAAUGGAAUGGUUUCCAUGUGUUUUAUGUGUUUGAUAUAUUUUCCAUUUAUUUAUUUCCAGCCAGUACAUUGAGCCCCUCUGAUUUCUCCGCCCACAAGACUCCACUGGUAGAAACAGUCGCAUUGUUCAAACCGAAAGGCAUAAUGGUUCAAUUGAACGGUGUCUUUGAAAAGGCUAAACACACCCUGUUGACCUGAGGAAAUAGACCAGUAUGCGAGACUAAAUACUCCUGAACUUUUGUUUGAAUACCCAAAAAAUUCUUAGAAGCUUUGCUUUCAGUUGAAGCUUGUGUGUUGGGUGGGGGGGAGUCUUUUUUCCUAUCAUGAACCUACAACAGAUGACUAUAAACGCAGGCUUAUCGCAGCAGAAACUCUGUGUCCCAAAUGGCACCCUAUUCCCUAUAUAGUUCACUACUUUUGAGCAGAGCACUAUGGGCCCCUGGUCAAUAGUAGUGCACUUUAUAGGGAAUAGGGUGUCAUUUGACAAGCACACACUAUCAACCCUGAUAGACUGCAGCAGCCCCUUGGGAACAGCCGGUCCAGUCAAGAAGAAUGAUUUCUAAAAUUCUGCCUGGUUACCUGUGUAGCAAAUGCUUUAUUUUGCAAUCAGCAAAGUGGCAGGGGGAAGGUAGUGCUUACUUUGGUAUUAAUGCUUAGUGACACUACAACUAAUGGAUACAUAUUGACCAAAUAGAGAAACUCACAGGACGGCACACUACUGGGUAUCCUAAGCGUGCAGUAUACUCUUUGGGCUGGUUUCUCGGACACAGAUUAAGCCUAGUCCUGGACAAAAAUCACUUUCAAUGGAGAAUCCUCAUUGAGCAUACUUUUAAAUCCAUGACUAUGCUUAAUCUGUGUCCGGGAAACCGGCCCCUAGAGUGCAUCUCAGUAUCAUUUGUCUCAUCGUCUCCACUUUCCUGUUAUUUUAUUAUCCCCAUCCAUAUAGAGAUGUUCCCCUCAAUAACAUAUAGAUAUUGAUCCAUUAGUUGAAUAGAACAUCUUUGAGUUACUGACAGGUGCAAUGAAUGAAAACACCAACACUAACUGGUGCACAGAAACAAAUUACCUGACGCUUUGAAUGGAUCUUUUAGUGUUUUGUUCAUUAGUCCAUCAAACUUUAAUGUUCACCUGCAAAAAUGAACAAAAUACUAAAAGUUCGUUUGAGUGAACUAUCCCUUUAACAGUGCUACAUUAAUACAGUAUGUGCUAGUGUUAGUUACUGCAGGUAGCUUAGUGGUUAAGAGCAUAGUGCCAGUAACCGAAAGGUCGCUGGUUCUAAUCCCUGAGCCGACUAGGUGAAAAAUCUGUCGAUGUGCCCUUGAGCAAGGCACUUAACCCUAAUUGCUCCUGUAAGUCGCUCUGGAUAAGAGCGUCUGCUAAAUGACAAAAAUAAAAAUAAAUAAAAUAAACCCACUGUUAAAUAUUGGUAUUGGGAGUUUUGCAGGCAACCAAUUGUGCAACAGUGAGUUAUCAGAAUACGUAUUUUGUCAGAGGGUGAGUGACUUAUUAAGGGGGAGGUGUAUUAUGUGUCAGUCACAAACACAACCCUGUAACCUUAACAUGAUACGUUCUCUAACUUCACUCUCUGUCAUCCUUCAUUGAUCUUUUGGAUGCAGUUUAUGAAAUGUGCUGUUUUACAUUGCCAAUAUUGGGGGAGGGAGGUUAUAUUCUUCUUAGCUCGUACACUUAGGGAUAGCCUAGUUCACAAUAAAAUAUUCUCAUGUUUCCAAACCUCAGCAGUGGUCUUAAACUAAAGUCAAGUCCAUUUUCCUUUUUUUGUGAUACGUUUUUUAUUGUUGACACUUGUUGGAUAACAGGCAUAUAUAUACACAGCAAAUAGGCUGUGACUCAUGUUCGUAGCAUUCAUAAUGAUAGUAUUGUUUUUACAAAAGAGAUGCAGCGAAAAAUGACAUCAGCUUUGCACGCUUAAAUCAAUGAAAUUGGCAUACAGAGGCAGAUCUGACUCUGUAUCUCAAUGUGAAUGGCAUCAGCAUGCUUGUAUUUGUAGUAGUGUCAACCUUAUUUGUUAUAUACAUUUCUUAUCCAUUGACAAUUAAGUAUAUGAAUAUGAACAAAAGGGGAGAAAACUAAAGAAAUAUAAAUAAUAAUUAAAGAAUGGGGUUGCGUUAAAUUGAGAGCACAGGGAAGAUAAUCUUCCAUAAUGAUUUUAUCCCCAGGCAUUCCCACAUCAUAUGGAUUAAGGUACCUUGAGUGUCAUUAGAGCAUAGAGUACAAUUGGGUGAUGGUUUGGCUUUAAUGUGAUACAAUUUCCGGGGAGUAAAGUACGUUCUGUGAACAAAAUUUAAGUGAAUCAUAUAUUGUGCCAUAUUGUUUGCCAAUUAAGAACAUUGUUGGAUAUUUGUAGAUCUUUUUUACACAAUUUGUCAAUUGAAAGUGGCUUGGAUGAGGACUUUACUAGACGGGAAUUCAUUUCAGAGACGAGACCUCUUUUUCCAAGCAGUACCUUAUGAAGGUGAAGCUUUGUUUCCCAAGAUACCCCAUGAGAGUGCAUAGCAAAACGUAAUUGUAAGUAGAAAAAUAAUGAGUUGCCAGGCAGGUAGUACUAUUGUUGAAUAUCUUGGAAUGCGCGGAGACCCUCAUCCCCAAAAAUGGCUGAAAGUGUGUGCAAUCCAUUGCCAUGCCACAGGGGAAAUGAGAUGGGGCGCCCUCCCAAUUGGAGACCAAAAUUAUGGAAAAUUCAUGAUUGGAGAUACCAGUUGAGUGUGAUUCCACAUAUUUUUUCAGCCAGAUGCCAAACAGAAAUGGCGUGAGAAAUAAUAGAGCCGAAUCUUAAUUUAGAUUGUUUCAGAGCUACAUUGGAAUAGAUUAGGUUUUGUAAUCUGUGUUGGUGAACACAUUUUUAUUCUAUUGGACGCCAUGCCACGCCCUGUAUCUCAGUUGGUAGAGCAUGGCGCUUGCAACACCAGGGUUGUGGGUUCGUUUCCCACGGGGGGCCAGUAUGAAAAUGUACUAACUGUAAGUCGCUCUGGAUAAGAGCGUCUGCUAAAUGACUAAAAUGUGAAAUGUAAAAGCAAGUUUCUGGAUUUAGCCUACAUUUGACAUUUUAAUCAUUUAGCAGACGCUCUUAUCCAGAGCGACUCCUAGUAGCGAGAGAAUACAGAGAAAAUGACCAUGGGAACCAUUGGAAUUUUGGGAGGCUUAUUCCACCUGAGGUAUUUUGUCUCUGUAAUAUGGAGAGUUUAAUUCUUGUUUUUUUUCCCUCCAGAUACAUUUUGAGAUUAGGUUGUGCAUUUUCUUCCAGUGGCCAUCAAGUGGUGCUACAAGGAGCAUUUUACUUUUUUAUGACAAACUGGUGGAAUCUGCCCCAGGCAUGUUGGAUUGCUCGGAGGGGUAUACUACAAAGCAGGUGUGAGGAGUUGGCGAGGUAACUUUGGUCAACUCUUGAGUUCAACUCGGGAUAACCGGUCAUACGAAAGUGGCUCACCUUUUAGCCAGGUAAUUUCUAUGGCAAUGAAUUCUUAUGAACUAACCUGCUCCGGGGCAGGCUAACUCACUGGUAACUCCACUGAAAUGACUGAGCCACGAGUUGAGGACCAAUCAAAUAAGUUUCCCUGUAACAGUAACACUUUUGUAUGACUUAAUACAAUUAUUGUAUCGAUAGGAGUGGGGGAAAAAGGUGCUUGUGGUUGUGCAUUGAUUAGCACACCAACGACGGCAUUAAUGAUAAGUAAUAAAAUAAAGUUGCCACUUAUAAAAGCCUGUUUCACACCAUAGCCCAUGGAUUGAUGUUUCACCAUUGUCUCAAUGAAGAGUUUGGCGUUCGACUAGCCAUUACAAGCGGCAGGCGGUCGAGCGAUAUCCACCGUCGUAGUAUGAUUAAGCCUGAGCUGGAAUGUGAAGCUGAAGCUGGUUAGCUUUAGAAAACUCUGAGUAGAUAUAGCUUGCUUCGUAGGAUACCCUUCUGUUGGUUGAGAGAUCUCAUGUGGAUCAGCCACGACAGACUCUUCAUUGGUGUUGGCUGUGACUUUCUGGUGGUUUCUAAGCAGUCGAUUCUCUACUUUUGAUAGUGUUAUUUUAGAAGCCAUGUUCAAGUUUGUAGCUUGUAGAAGCGGAAGUUUGCCUAAAAUUUGGUCAAACAAAGGGAGGUUGGAGAACAGAACUCUAUGCUGCCAUCUUACUCAUGCCACAAAUGUUGUCUUGCCACACAGGUCCAUUUUCCAUUAAUUUUGAGGCAUGAAAUUAUCUGACAAACUUUGAUUUGGGGGAAACUCAAACGAUCCCUUUAAUGGGAAUGUGUGUUUGUUAUAUAAUUGUGUCUCGUCUCUUUCUCCUCUGGUGUCUCAGACUGGACCACACCAAGGCGGCAGUGCUGCCUGAGCUCGUAGAGUUGGCUCGGGACGAGGGGAGCACGGUGCGCCUGGCCGCCUUCGACACCAUCAUUAACCUGCUGGAGAUGUUCGACAGUGGUGAGAAACCUCAUUCAAUGACACCACCUCACCUAUGUCAUGCACCCUCAACACCUCAUAUAAACCUCAUAUAACCUUAUCACCUCAAACAGUCUCACCUCUCACACAAAAAAACUUCUACAAUCUCACCACCUCAUACAAACAUCAUACGAACUCUAUGUGAUUACCCUGCACCCUCACACAGCCGGCCCACAUGGCUUUUCCACUGCUGGCACUAUAACGUCAUUCAGCCCACAUACUUCUGUCUGCGUGGCAGGCCGUGCUACACCCUCGUACAGCCUACAUAGCCGUCUCUGUGGCCAUGUUGCUCUCACAUUCAACUUACACUUCUUCUUACUACAGCGUGCCUCGCAAGCAGCCCACACUACUCCCGAUCUGGCGGCUCUUGUUCGCUGGCAAUUUUCUACUCAUUGAUGUUCCAAGAGAGGACAGACGCCCACACGUUCACAUUGUUCCCGGAAAAGUCUUUAAACCAAAGCAGUAUUUUGACAGGAAUAGCUUUAUAAAGGCACUUACAGAAAAUACGGUUAUAAUGUUCCUAUUCAAUGGUUGUGAUGUUCCUAUUGAUCUGUUUUUUUACCUAGCAUCUAUCUUAGGUUUGCAUAUUUUUUGUUCUAGCUCUGCACAAGCAAAACUGAUUUCACUACUCAACUAAUACUCACACCCUUGAUUACCUGUAUAAGGUGUGCUUGUGCUCUGCAAAAAAAAUAUGCAACCCCUGGGGUUGCCAAGAACCAGAGUCUACUACAGACAUAAACCUGGCUCAUUAAAACCAAUGCACUUCACAACCUUGUCUCUACAUUGUCUGUGGGAAACACUUACUUGUCUGGCUUAGCGACACUCUUCCAAGACACCCCUGCACCCGCAAAGUUCCUUUGAUAUGCAAAUACUAUACUCGUUACAGUAGUUGGCACACUGGCUCCAACUAAGCUGUCAGCGGUAAUGGCCACAGUCUGAUAUUUCUUCACGAGGCCUUUGCACGUUGCUACGUGGAGUCCCGGCCCUAUUGCUUUCAUCUUUCAGAUGUCCUUUCAGAUCUGCCCAGGUAAGUCGUCAGGGCAGAGAAAAGGUAGCAAGUUAGCUCUUAUACACUCCAUGGCCGCAUGAUGAGUAACAUCAUAUUGAGUUGAUACUGUGUUUUGGAAUGGAAUGCAGCCACUGUGUGUAUGAGGGAUGACAAUUCCGAUUGUCCGCUCUCUGCCAGAUGCCCAUUUCAUUGGGAGGCAGCACCGUCAUGUCAAACUGUCUUUCUCUCUUCUCUCCCCCUCACUUUUUAGACGACAGGACGCGUGUUAUCUUUCCGCUGGUGAAGACGUUCUGUGAAAAGUGCUUUAAAGCUGACGAGGCGGUGCUGGCUUCGCUGUCGUUUCAGUACGGCAAGCUCUGUCACGGACUCUCAGGUGGGUUUAAUACCUCUUACAUUGGCUGCUCUGUCACAGACUCUCAGGUGGGUUUAAUACCUCUUACAUUGGCUGCUCUGUCACAGACUCUCAGGUGGGUUUAAUACCUCUUAAAUGGGCUGCUCUGUCACGGACUCUCAGGUGGGUUUAAUACCUCUUAAAUGGGCUGCUCUGUCACAGACUCUCAGGUGGGUUUAAUACCUCUUACAUUGGCUGCUCUGUCACAGACUCUCAGGUGGGUUUAAUACCUCUUAAAUGGGCUGCUCUGUCACGGACUCUCAGGUGGGUUUAAUACCUCUUAAAUGGGCUGCUCUGUCACAGACUCUCAGGUGGGUUUCAGACCUCUUAAGGCCAGACACUACACCCUAAUAGGGUCUUUUUUUUCCCCUUAUUCAUAUCACAAUUAACUUUUACCACUUGAAUGUAGACAGAAAUACAAUAUUUUUUUUUAUUAAAUACAGUACUUUUUGUAUUAAAAUAGGCAAAUGAGGUAAUACACUAAAGUAUAUGGACACCUGUUCAAAUUAGUGUAUUCGGCUAUUUCAGCCACACCCGUUGCUGACAGGUGUAUAAAAUCGAGCACACAGCCAUGCAAUCUCCAUAGACAAACAUUGGCAAUAGAAUGGCCUUACUUAAGACCUCAGUGACUUUCAACCUGGCACCGUCAUAGGAUGCCACCUUUCCAACAACUCAGUUCGUCAAAAUUCUGCCCUGCUAGAGCUGCCCUGGUCAACUGUAAGUGCUGUUAUUGUGAAGUGGAAACGUCUAGGAGCAACAACGGCUCAGCCGCGAAGUUGUAGGCCACACAAGCUCACAGAACGGGACCGUUGAGUGCUGAAGCGCGUAGUGUGCAGUGGGGGAAAAAGUAUCCAAUUGUCAUACUUGAGUAAAAGUAAAGAUACCUUAAUAGAAAAUGACUCCAGUAAAAGUGAAAGUCACCCAGUAAAAUACUACUUGAGUAAAAGUAUUUGGUUUUAAACAUACUUAAGUAUCAAAGUAAAUGUAAUUGCUAAAAUGUACUUAAGUAUCAAAAGUAAAAGUAUAAAUUAUUUUAAAUUCCUUAUAUUAAGCAAACCAGACAGCACAAUUGUCCUGUUUUUUAUGUUUACAGAUAGCUAGGGGCAUUGCGCAUGGUGAUCUUAGGCUUGUGUGUGGCUGCUCGGCCAUGGAAACCCAUUUCAUGAAACUCCCGACGAACAGUUCUUGUGCUGACGUUGCUUCUAGAGGCAGUUUGGAAAUCAGUAGUGAGUGUUGCAACCGAGGACAGACGAUUUUCACGCACUACCAGUGGUGUAAAGUACUUAAGUAAAAAUAAUUGAAAGCACUACUUAAGUAGUUUUUGGGGUAUCUGUACUUUACUUUAAUAUUUAUAUAUAUAUAUAUAUAUAUAUUUUUUUUUUUUAUAAAAGUUUUUUGUAUUUUACCCCCUUUUUCUCCCCAAUUUCGUGAUAUCCCCAACGGGCUCGGGAGAGGCAAAGGUCGAGUCAUGCGUCCUCCGAAACAUGACCCGCCAAACCGUGCGCCUUAACACCUGCCAGCUUAACCCGGAAGCCAGCCGCACCAAUGUGUCGGAGGAAACAACAUUAAACUGACGACACGAGUCAGCGUGCAUGCGCCCGCCUGCCACAAGGAGUCGCUAGAGCGCGAUGGGACCAGGACAUCCUGGCCGGCAAAACACUCCGCUAACCCGGACGACGCAGGGCCAAUUGGCACAGCGUCGUCCGGGUUUGGCCGGUGUAGGCCGUCAUUGUAAAUAAGAAUUUGAUCUUAACUGACUUGCCUAGUUAAAUAAAGGGAAAAAAUAAAAUAAAAAUAAAAAACAUAUCCUUGCCUGUGAAGCCCUGUUUGUGCAAAGCAAUGAUGACGGCACGUGUUUCCUUGCAGGUAACCAUGGUUAACAGAGGAAGAACAAUGAUUUCAAGCACCCACCCUCCUUUUAAAGCUACCUGUCUGUUAUUCUAACUCAAUCAGCAUGACAGAGUGAUCUCCAGCCUUGUCCUCGUCAACACUCUCACCUGUGUUAACGAGGGAAUCACUGACAUGAUGGUAGCUGGUCCUUUUGUGGCAGGGCUGAAAUGCAGUGGAAAUGUUUUUGGGGGAUUAAGUUCAUUUUCAUGGCAAAGAGGGACUUUGUAAUUAAUUGCAAUUCAUCUGAUCACUGUUCAUGACAUUCUGGAGUAUAUGCCAAUUGCAAUCAUCAAAACUGAGGCAGCAGACUUUAUGAAAAUUAGUAUUUGUGUCAUUCUCAAAACUUUUCACCACGACUGUACAGUCUUCCUUCUACUCACUCUGUCAAUUAGGUUAGUAUUGUGGAGUAACUAUAAUGUUGUUGAUCCAUCCUCAGUUUUCUCCUAUCACAGCCAAUGAACUCUGUAACUGUUUUAAAGUCACCAUUGGCCUCAUGGUGAAAUCCCUGAGCGGUUUCCUUCUUCCGGCAACUGAGUUAGGAAGGACGCCUGUAUCUUUGUAUUGCCUUGGUGUAUUGAUCCACCAUCCAAAGUAUAAUUAAUAACUUCACCAUGCUCAAAAGGAUAUUCAAUGUCUGCUUUUAUUUGUAUUUUUACCCAUCCUUCUUUGCGAGGCAUUGGAAAACCUCCCUGGUCUUUGUGGUUGAAUCUGUGUUUGAAAUUCACUGCUCGACUGAGGGAUGUUACAGAUAAUUCUAUGUGUGGGGUACAGAGAUUAAGUAGUCAUUAAAAAAAUCAUGUUAAACACUAUUAUUGCACACAUAGUGAGUCCAUACAACUUAUUAUGUGACUUGUUAAGCACAUUUUUACUCCUGAACUUAUUUAGGUUUGCCAUAAAAAAGGGAAUGAAUACUUAUUGUGUCAAGAAAUUUCAGCCUUUCGGUUUUUUAUUAAUUUGUUAACACAUAAUUCCACUUUGACAUUAUGGGGUAUUGUAUGUAGGCCAGUGAAUAAAGAAAUCUCAAUUUAAUCAAUUUUAAAUUCAGGCUGUAACACAACAACAUGUGGAAAAAGUCAAAGUGUGUGAAUACUUUUGAAGGCACUGUACUUUGAAGAACUACUAAAAUAGUGAUUUUUGUCAGAUAGCAUAGGCAGCAGCUCUAUAGAGAUGAGAUGAUGACAUAGUGUGAAAUAAUAAAGUCAUCAAAUAAAACACAUGUAAUACAGUGCCUUCGGAAAGUAUUCAGACCCCUUUACUUUUUCCACAUUUUGUUACGUUACAGCCUUAUUCUAAAAUGGAUUAAAUAAAUACAAAUCCUCAGCAAACUACACACAAUACCCAAUAAUGACAAAGCGAAAACAGGUUUUUAGUUUAUUUUCUUUUACAUAAGUAUUCAGACCCUUUGCAAUGAGACUCGAAAUUGGGAUCAGGUGAAUCCUGUUUCCAUUGAUCGUCCUUGAAAUGUUUAUACAACUUGAUUGGAGUCCACCUGUGGUAAAUUCAAUUGAUUGUACAUGAUUUGGAAAGAUUAUAUAAGGUCCCACAGUUGACAGUGCAGGUCAGAGCAACAACCAAGCCAUGAGGUCGAAGGAAUUGUCUGUAGAGCUCCGAGACAGAAUUGUGUCGAGGCACAGAUCUGGGGAAGGGUAUAGUGGCCUCCAUCAUUCUCUAAUGGAAGAAGUUUGGAACCACCAAGAGUCUUCCUAGAGCUGGCCGCCCAGCCAAACUGAGCAAUCGGUGGAGAAGGGCCUUGGUCAGAGAGGUGACCAAGAACCCGAUGGUCACUCUGACAGAGCUCUAGAGUUCCUCUGUGGAGAUGGGAGAACCUUCCAGAAGGACAACCAUCUCUUUGAGCCAGGCCCAUGAGAUGAGCCAGGCCCAUCUCCCGGCUAUCUACCUCUCUGUCAACCGGACGGGACCACCUAGUGUGACACGGAGACCCGCCGAUCCAACACGACAGGUCUGCCGACGAAAUCGUCUGAUGUGGUUACAACAGGCUUCCCGUUACGACGUCGACCACGAAGAUUCCAUCUGCUAGCCCCGGCCCGCUAGCACACGCUAGCCGUGGCCUCUUGCUCGCUAGUGCUUUAGCAGCCUCCGAACUACCUCCGAACUAUCCUAUUGCUGUUCACCGGACCUUAUGAUAACUCAGCUAUACAGCUGAUGCCUGCUGGACUGUUCCUUUUUACGGUACCGCAUCCUGUUUAUGUUUAGCCUCAGCCCAAACUGUGUCGCCAUUACCAGCUGUUGUCUUAGCUCUCUCAUAUUACACCUGUGAUUGCGUUAUGCCUCUCUCCCAUGUCAAUAUGGUUUCCUUAUUGCUGUUUCGGUUAUUUCUAAUUGUACUAUUUCACUGUAGAUCCCCCAGCCCAGCUAAACCUGCCUUAGAUAGCUCCUUUGUCCCACCCCCCAUACACGCGGAGACCAACUCAAUCGGUGCCUCCAGUUAUGCUAUCUCUUUCAUUGUUACCCAACGCUUAGGUUUACCUCCACUUUACUCAUAUCCUUCCAUAUCCUUGUCUGUACAUAAUGCCCUGAAUCUUUUCUACAACGCCCGGAAAUCUGCCCCCUUAUUCUCUGUACCCAAUGCACUAGAAGACCAGUUCUUAAAGCCUUUAGCCGUAUCCUUAUUCUAGUCCUCCUCUGUUCCUCUGGUGAUGUAGAGGCUAACCCAGGCUUUGCAGCCCCCAGUAUCACUCCUACUCCCCAGGCGCUAUCAUUUGUUGACUUCUGUAACCGUAAAAGCCUUGGUUUCUUGCAUGUUAAUAUCAGAAGUCUCCUUCCUAAAUUUGAGUUAUUCACUGCGUUAGCACACUCCGCCAAUCCUGAUGUUCUAGCAGUGUCUGAAUCCUGGCUUAGGAAGGCCACCAAAAAUUCUGAAAUGUCCAUCCCCAACUAUAACAUUUUCCGUCUAGAUAGAACUGCCAAAGGGGGUGGAGUUGCAAUCUACUGUAGAGAUAGCCUGCAGAGCUCUAUCAUACUAUCCAGGUCUGUGCCCAAACAGUUUGAGCUUCUACUUCUAAAAAUCCACCUUUCCAGAAAUAAGUCUCUCACUGUUGCCGCUUGCUACAGACCCCCCUCAGCCCCCAGCUGUGCCCUGGACACCAUAUGUGAAUUGAUUGCCCCCCAUUUAUCCUCAGAGUUCGUACUGCUUGGUGACCUAAAUUGGGAUAUGCUUAACACCCCGGCCAUCCUACAAUCCAAACUAGAUGCCCUCAAUCUCACACAAAUUAUCAACAAACCUACCAGGUACAACCCUAAAUCCGUAAACAUGGGUACCCUCAUAGAUAUCAUCCUGACUAACUUACCCUCUAAAUACACCUCCGCUGUCUUCAACCAGGAUCUCAGCGAUCACUGCCUUAUUGCCUGCGUCCGUAACGGGUCCGCGGUCAAACGACCACCCCUCAUCACUGUCAAACGCUCCCUAAAACACUUUAGCGAGCAGGCCUUCCUAAUUGACCUGGCCCAGGUAUCCUGGAUGGAUAUAGAUCUCAAAAAGUUUUGUGACACUGCAAAGUCCAUGGAGAAUAAGAGCACUUCCUCCCAGCUGCCCACUGCACUGAGGCUAGGAAACACUAUCACCACCGAUAAUUCUACAAUAAUCGAGAAUUUCAACAAGCAUUUUGCUACGGCUGGCCAUGCGUUCCACCUGGCUACCACUACCCCGGCCACCAGCUCUGCACCCUCCGCUCCAACUUGCCCAUGACCCCCCCGCUUCUCCUUCACACAAAUUCAGACAGCUGAUGUUCUGAAAGAGCUGCACAAUCUGGACCCCUACAAAUCAGCUGGGCUAGACAAUCUGGACCCUUUCUUUCUAAAACUAGCCGCCGAAAUUGUCGCAACCCCUAUUACUAGCCUGUUCAACCUCUCUUUCGUAACGUCUGAGAUCCCCAGAGAUUGGAAAGCUGCCGCGGUCAUCCCCCUCUUCAAAGGGGGUGACACUCUAGAUCCAAACUGUUACAGAACUAUAUCCAUCCUGCCCUGCCUUUCGAAAGUAUUUGAAAGCCAAGUUAACAAACAGAUCACCGACCAUUUCGAAUCCCACCGUACCUUCUCCGCUAUGCAAUCCGGUUCCGAGCUGGUCAUGGGUGCACUUCAGCCACGCUCAAGGUCCUAAACGAUAUUAUAACCGUGAUCGAUAAUAGACAGUACUGUGCAGCCGUCUUCAUCGACCUGGCCAAGGCUUUCGACUCUGUCAACCACCGCAUUCUUAUUGGCAGACUAAAUAGCCUUGGUUUCUCAAAUGACUGCCUCGCCUGGUUCACCAACUACUUCUCAGAUAGAGUUCAAUGUGUCAAAUCGGAGGGCCUGUUGUCUGGACCUAUGGCAGUCUCUAUGGGGGUGCCACAGGGUUCAAUUAUUGGGCCGACUCUUUUCUCUGUGUAUAUCAGUGAUGUCGCUCUUGCUGCUGGUGACUCUCAGAUCCACCUCUACGCAGACGACACCAUUUUGUAUAUAUCUGGCCCUUCAUUGGACACUGUGUUAACAAACCUCCAAACGAGCUUCAAUGCCGUACAACACUCCUUCAGUAGCCUCCAACUGCUCUUAAACACUAGUAAAACUAAAUGCAUGCUCUUCAAUCUAACGCUGCUGGUACCCGUCCACCCGACUAGAAUCACUACUCUCGACAGGUCUGACCUAGAGUAUGUGGACAACUACAAAUAUCUAGGUGUCUGGUUAGACUGUAAACUCUCCUUCCAGACUCACAUUAAGCAUCUCCAAUCCAAAGUUAAAUCCAGAAUCGGCUUCCUAUUUCGCAACAAAGCCUCCUUCACUCAUGCUGCCAAACAUGCCCUCAUAAAACUGACUAUCCUACCGAUCCUUGACUUCGGCGAUGUCAUUUACAAAAUAGCCUCCAACACUCUACUCAACAAAUUGGAUGUAGUCUAUCACAGUGCCAUCCGUUUUGUCUCCAAAGCCCCAUACACUACCCACCACUGUGACCUGUACGCUCUUGUUGGCUGGUCCUCAUUACAUGUUCGUCGUCAAACCCACUGGCUCCAGGCCAUCUAUAAAUCACUGCUAGGCAAAUCCCCGCCUUAUCUUAGCUCAUUGGUCACCAUAGCAACACCCACCCGUAGUAUGCGCUCCAGCAGGUAUUUCUCACUGGUCAUCCCCAAAGCCAACACCUCCUUUGGCCGCCAUUCCUUCCAGUUCUCUGCUGCCAAUGACUGGAACGAAUUGCAAAAAUCUCUGAAGCUGGAGACUCUUAUCUCCCUCACUAACUUUAAGCAUCAGUUGUCAGAGCACCUUACUGAUCACUGCACCUGCACACAGCCCAUCUGAAAUUAGCCCACCCAACUAUCCCUAUAUUGUUAUUUAUUUUGCUCAUUUGCACCCCAGUAUCUCUAUUUGCACAUAAUCUCUUGCACAUCUAUCAUUCCAGUGUUAAUACUAAUUGUAAUUAUUUUGCACUAUAGCCUAUUUAUUGCCUUACCUCCAUAACUUGCUACAUUUGCACACACUAUAUAUAUUUUUUCUGUUGUAUUUUUUGACUUUAUGUUUUGUUUUACCCCAUAUGUAACUCUGUGUUGUUGUUUUUAUCGCACUGCUUUGCUUUAUCUUGGCCAGGUCGCAGUUGUAAAUGAGAACUUGUUCUCAACUGGCUUACCUGGUUAAAUAAAGGUGAAAUAAAAAAAUAAAUAAAAAAUCUCUGCAGGACUACACCAAUCAGGCCUUUAUGGUAGAGUGGCCAGACGGAAGUCAUUCCUCAGUAAAAGGCACAUGACAGCCCGCUUGGAGUUUGCCAAAAGUCACAUAAAGACUCUCAGACCAUGAGAAACAAGAUUCUCUGGUCUGGUGAAACCAAGAUUGAACACUUUGGCUUGAAUGCCAAGCGUCACGUCUGGAGGAAACCUGGCACCAUCCCUACGGUGAAGCAUGGUGGUGGCAGCAUCAUGCUGUGGGGAUGUUUUUCAGCGGCAGGGACUGGGAGACUAGUCAGGAUCGAGGCAAAGAUGAACGAAGCAAAGUACAGAGAUAUCCUUGAUGAAAUCCUGCUCCAGAGUGCUCAGGACCUCAGACUGGGGCGAAGGUUCACCUUCCAACAGGAGUGGCUUCGGGACAAGUCUCUGAAUGUCCUUGAGUGGCCCAGUCAGAGCCCGGACCUGAACCCGAUCGAACAUCUCUCGAGAGACCUGACAAUAGCUGUGCAGCAACACUCCCCAUCCAACCUGACAGAGCUUGAGAGGAUCUGCAGAGAAUAAUUGAUUUUUUAAAAUCAAUUUUAGAAUAAGGCUGUAAUGUAACAAAAUGUGGAAAAAGUCAAGGGGUCUGAAUACUUUAUAAUCAAACCGAAACCGAAACAACCUUUAAAAAACACUAAUUGCUCAGCACUAAUACAGCCAUUUAGCCACGACAUGACCUCCCAAUCCUUUCUAAGUACAUAAACACUACCCUGAGUGCUUUUUUGUUUGUGCUAUCAUGCCAACUCCUUGUCACUCAUUGUCAUGCCAAACAGUGUGGUCUCACGGCAAUCUCAACGUUUAAUAUACAGCCAGGCUACAUAAACACACACAGGCCCCUUUCUGUGAUUCUGAUUCCUGUCUGCUAGAUUUGGUCCUAUCUGGUCCUUAUUCUUCUCUCCUCUCCUACAGCGUCUUUCACGGAGGAGCAGCACCUGUGGUUCCUGGAGUUCUAUAAGAAGCUGUGUGUACUGGGCCUGCAGCAUGAAAACGGCCACUCGGACAACCAGGUCUACCCGCUGGAGCUGGAGAGCAAGUACGCCCUGGUGCGACACAAUUGCGCCUACAACUUCCCUGUGAGUGACCGCUGACCAACACACGCACACAUUUAUGCAUACAAACACACACACAGACGUUUGUGUCUAGAAUGGUCUCUGAAGUCUAGCAGCGUGUUUGAAGGAAUCAAGUCUGUAACUGUUCUGUCUGUCUGUCUAAUCUGUCUGUCUGCCUGCCUCUGUUUUUUAUAAAAAUGUCUUAAGUGUUGCAGCUACGUGUUGCAAACACCUUACAAGGUUGAAAAGCUUGAUGAACGUUGAACUUUCUGUCUGUAGAGGGGAAUAGUGUGCUUGAUAGUCAGUUAUUGCAUGCACCUUUACAGUAACAUUUACGUCAUUUAGCAGACGCUCUUAUCCAGAGCGACUUACAAAUUGGAUGUUGUCAUCCAGAGUUACAUGUAUUUGUUUUCCAAGUUAUAACACACAACAUUUUACAAACAGCAGGUUUUUAAUGGACCAAAGAGUUAGGACUGCUUUGUGUUUUCAUUUUUGGCAUGAACAUUUUUUUGCGAUACUGGUAUCGUCACAGCCCUAGUGUACAGUACUGUAUACCGUGCAUUCGGAAAGUAUUCAGACCCCUUGACUUUUUCCACAUUUUGUUACAUUACAGCCUUAUUCUAAAAUUGAUUAAAUUGUUUUUUCCCCCUCAUCAAUCUACACACAAUACCACAUAAUGACAAAGCAAAAACCGCUUUAUAGAAAUGUUUGCAAAUUUAUAAGAAACUGAAAUUUCACAUUUACAUAGGUAUUCAGACCCUUUACUCAGUACUUUGUUGAAGCUCCUUUGGCAGCGAUUACAGCAUUGAGUCUUCUUGGGUAUGAUGCUACAAGCUUGGCACACCUGUAUUUGGAGAGUUUCUCCCAUUCUUCUCUGCAGAUCCUCUCAAGCGCUGUCAGGUUGGAUGGGGAGGGUCACUGCACAGCUACAGUGAGGGGAAAAAAGUAUUUCAUCCCCUGUUGAUUUUGUACGUUUGCCCACUGACAAAGACAUGAUCAGUCUAUAAUUUUAGUGGUAGGUUUAUUUGAACAGUGAGAGACAGAAUAACAACAAAAAAACGCAUGUCAAAAAUGUUAUAAAUUGAUUUGCAUUUUAAUGACGGAAAUAAGUAUUUGAACCCCUCUGCAAAACAUGACUUCUUGGUGGCAAAACCCUUGUUGGCAAUCACAGAGGUCAGACGUUUCUUGUAGUUGGCCACCAGGUUUGCACACAUCUCAGGAGGGAUUUUGUCCCAUUCCUCUUUGCAGAUCUUCUCCAAGUCAUUAAGGUUUCAAGGCUGACGUUUGGCAACUCGAACCUUCAGCUCCCUCCACAGAUUUUCUAUGGUAUUAAGGUCUGGAGACUGGCUAGGCCACUCCAGGACCUUAAUGUGCUUCUUCUUGAGCCACUCCUUUGUUGCCUUGGCCUUGUGUUUUGGGUCAUUGUCAUGCUGGAAUACCCAUCCACGACCCAUUUUCAAUGCCCUGGCUGAGGGAAGGAGGUUCUCACCCAAGAUUUGACGGUACAUGGCCCCGUCCAUCGUCCCUUUGAUGCGGUGAAGUUGUCCUGUCCCCUUAGCAGAAAAACACCCACAAAGCAUAAUGUUUCCACCUCCAUGUUUGACGGUGGGGAUGGUGUUCUUGGGGUCAUAGGCAGCAUUCCUCCUCCUUCAAACACGGCGAGUUGAGUUGAUGCCAAAGAGCUCGAUUUUGGUCUCAUCUGACCACAACACUUUCACCCAGUUCUCCUCUGAAUCAUUCAGAUGUUCAUUGGCAAACUUCAGACGGGCCUGUAUAUGUGCUUUCUUGAGCAGGGGGACCUUGCGGGCACUGCAGGAUUUCAGUCCUUCACGGCGUAGUGUGUUACCAAUUGUUUUCUUAGUGACUAUGGUCCCAGCUGCCUUGAGAUCAUUGACAAGAUCCUCCCGUGUAGUUCUGGGCUGAUUCCUCACCGUUCUCAUGAUCAUUGCAACUCCACGAGGUGAGAUCUUGCAUGGAGCCCCAGGCCGAGGGAGAUUGACAGUUAUUUUGUGUUUCUUCCAUUUGCGAAUAAUCGCACCAACUGUUGUUACCUUCUCACCAAGCUGCUUGGCGAUGGUCUUGUAGCCCAUUCCAGCCUUGUGUAGGUCUACAAUCUUGUCCCUGACAUCCUUGGAGAGCUCUUUGGUCUUGGCCAUGGUGGAGAGUUUGGAAUCUGAUUGAUUGAUAGCUUCUGUGGACAGGUGUCUUUUAUACAGGUAACAAGCUGAGAUUAGGAGCACUCCCUUUAAGAGUGUGCUCCUAAUCUCAGCUCGUUACCUGUAUAAAAGACACCUGGGAGCCAAAAUCUUUCUGAUUGAGAGGGGGUCAAAUACUUAUUUCCCUCAUCAAAAUGCAAAUCAAUUUAUAACAUUUUUGACAUGCGUUUUUCUGGAUUUUUGUUGUUGUUAUUCUGUCUCUCACUGUUCAAAUAAACCUACCAUUAAAAUUAUAGACUGAUCAUUUCUUUGUCAGUGGGCAAAUGUACAAAAUCAGCAGGGGAUCAAAUACUUUUUUCCCUCACUGUAUUUUCAGGUCUCUCCAGAGAUGUUCGAUUUUGUUCAAGUCUUGGCUCUGGCUGGGCCACUCAAGGACAUUCAGAGACUUGUCCCGAAGCCACUCCUGCGUUGUCUUGGCUGUGUGCUUAGGAUCGUUGUCCUGUUGGAAGGUGAACCUUUGCCCCAGUCUGAGGUCCUGAGCGUUCUGGAGCAGGUUUUCAUCAAGGAUCUCUCUGUACUUCAUUCCCUUUGUCCUGACUAGUCUCCCAGUCCCUGCCGCUGAAAAAACAUCACCACAGCAUGGUGCUGCCACCAACUUGCUUCACUGUAGGGAUGGUGCCAGGUUUCUUCCAGACGUGAUGCUUGGCAUUCAGGCCAAAGAGUUCAAUCAUGGUUUCAUCAGACCAGAGAAUCUUGUUUCUCAUGGUCUGAGAGUCUUUAGGUGCCUUUUGGCAAACUCCAAGUGGGCUGUCAUGUGCCUUUUACUGAGGAGUGGCUUCCGUUUGGCCACUCAACCAUAAAGGCCUGAUUGGUGGAGUGUUGCAGAGAUGGUUGUCCUUCUGGAAGGUUCGCCCAUCUCCACAGAGGAACUCUGGAGCUCUGACAGAAUGACCAUCGGGUUCUUGGUCACCUACCUGACCAAGGCCCUUCUCCCCCGAUUGCUCACUUUGGCCGGGCGGCCAGCUCUAGGAAGAGUCUUGGUGAUUCCAAACUUCUUCCAUUUAAGAAUGUUGGAGGCCACUGUGUUCUUGGGGACCUGCAAUGCUGCUGAAAUGUUUUGGUACCCUUCCCCAUAGCUGUGCCUCGACACAAUCCUGUCUCGGAGCUCUACGGACAAUUCUUUCGACCUCAUGGCUUGGUUUUUGUUCUGACAUGCACUGUCAACUGUGGGACCUGAUAUAGAACGGUGUGUGCCUUUCCAAAUAAUGUCCAAUAAAUUGAAUUUACCACAGGUGGACUCCAGUCAAGUUGUAGAAACAUCUCAAGGAUGAUCAAUGGAAACAGGAUGCACCUGAGCUCAAUGUUGAGUCUCAUAGCAAAGGGUCUGCAUACUUAUGUAUAUAAGGUAUUUCUGUUUUUUACUUUUUUAUACAUUUGCAAACAUUUCUAACAACCUGUUUUCAUUUUGUCAUUAUGGGGUAUUGUGUGUAGAUUAAUGAGGAAAAGUAUUUAUUUAAUCCAUUUUAGAAUAAGGCUGUAACGUAACAACAUUUGGAAAAGGUCAAGGGGUCUGAAUACUUUCCGAAUGCACUGUACCUGCACGUGUGGGUGUUUUCAUGAGUCAGGCACAUGUGUUUUUUUACCGCAAGGAUCCACCCCCUGACAUGAUAGUGUAUCUGCAUACUCUGUCAGCACGCGGAAGUUAAAAGGUUUUCCCAAUGUCAUGGGGCUUUAGAGAGUGACACAAACACACACACACGCAUAUCAUUAUUACCAUCGUCACACACUCAUACACACACACAGCCCAUGUAAUGGGGUCAGGAGGGUAGAGGAGACGCCUUUAAAAAUAGGCCUGAUGAGAGGCCUUGUCCACAGCUCUUUUGUUCCCACAGGCAGGGAGGGUCUCCUCCCCUGGUCCAGCUAGGUGUCUCUGCAUCCCAAAUAGCACCCUAUUCCCUACAUGGUCCACUACUUUUGACCAGGGCCCAUAGCUCUGGUCAAAAGUAGUGCACUAUGUAGGGAAUAGGGUGCCAAUUGGUAUGCAGCCUAGGUGUGCCUGCUUCACUCAAGCCCUCAAUAAUGUAUCAGUUGGUACUAACUGUGGUGCAGUUCAGGGUCAUGGUUAUUCGGUCACACCGUAGCAAAACGUUUUGCAACAGAAUAUGAAAACGAAGGCCUCCCGAGUGGCGCAGCGGUCUAAGGCACUGCAUCGCAGUGUUGCGGCGUCAAUACAGCCUGGGGUUCCAUCCCAGGCUGUGUCAUUACCGGCCGUGACCGGAAGUCCCAUAGGGCGGCGCACAAUUGGUCCAGCGUCGUCCGGGUUAGGGGAGGGUUUGACCGGGGGGUUUUUACUUGGCUCAUCGUGAUCUAGCGACUCCUUGCGCGGGCCGGGCGCCUGCAAGCUGACUUCAAUCAUCAGUUGAACUGUGUUUCCUCCGACACAUUGGUGCAGCUGGCUUCCGGGUUAAGCGAGCGGGUGUUAAGAAGCGCGGUUUGGCGGGUUAUGUUUUGGAGGACGCAUGACUCGACCUUCGCCUCUCCCGAACCCGUUGGGGAGUUGCAGCGAUGAGACAAGAUCAUAAUCACGAAAUUGGGGAGAAAAAGGGGGUAAAAAUUACAACAACAAAAAAACAUAUAAUAAUAAUUUGAAAACGAGUGCUUUUUAUUAAACAAGUUUAGUAAGUACCUCCCCAUUUCCUUCCGUUUGGUGGCCAAUGAACUCGACCCAUUUCUCUGCAGAGUUAAACCUUGCCAACUGUCUCAAAAGAGAAGGCAAGCAUCAGGGAAACUGUCACAAAGUUCAUUGCAUUUUAGUGUCUGUUCAGCAUUUUAGUAUGGAAUUGUUUUAAUUCAAGUGUUGAAUUAAAGUGUUGUUCACACACUGUACAAGACUUAUUGCUCUGAGUACUUGCAGAUAAUAACUUUAUAUUCAAAAUAGAAACUACAGCACAAUGGCAUUCUUGUAUGUUCCACAAAGUUUCUGAUGAAUCUUAGUAAAUAAAAAGAAUUGGGCUAUAGAAUGCCAUUUUGAACAAGUUAUCACUCUGUGACAUCACUUUUUCUUCAGGCCAUGGUGUUAUUCGCUGACCCCAACCACUUCCUGACGGAGCUUUACCCCACCUUCUCCAGUCUGUGUCAUGACCCCGAGAUCACGGUGCGACGCACAGUGGCCGAGGGCUUCCACGAGGUAUGGUGGCUGCUGUUUGGACACUGGCUAAUUCUGUUCUGUCAAUAAAAUACAUAAAGGAUGUCCAUAGUCCAUAACUCUGAUAGGCUGCCAAUGUGAUUUGUGUCAUUACACGAAUAGAGUGCCUUUUGGGUAGAGUAAUUUUGUCAAAAACUAACUAUUUAAGUGACAGGGUUGACCGUAACAGGGUUGAUGAUUUAAUCUUAAAUCAGCCAUAACUCCCCUUGUGACAGGGGGAAUGGGAGCGUGUUAUGUGCAACAGAGAGGGGCUAUUGAAUGUACAGUGGGUAUCAUAAGUAUUCUCCCCCCCUUGGAUAUUUUCACAAUUUGUUGCGUUACAAAGUGGGAUUGAAAUAGAUUUAAUUGAGAUUUUUUUUGUCAUUGAUCUACACAAAAUAAUUCAUAAUGUCAAAGUAAAAUAAAAUAACAAAUAAUAAUCUUCAUUAAUAACAAUUUAAUAACUAAGAUAUAGACGUCACAUAAGUAUUCAACCUCUUUCUUUAGGCAAGCCUAAAUUAGUUCAGGAGUAAAAUUUGGCUUAACAAAUCACACUAAGUUACAUGGACUCACACAAUUGUCCUUCUGAACUGAGCUGCAGGACAGGAAGGAAACUGCUCAGGGUCCCACGGUUGACAGUGCAUGUCAGAGCAAAAAGCAAGCCAUGAGGUCGAAGGAAUUGUCCGUAGAGCUCCGAGACAUGAUUGUGUCGAGGCACAGAUCUGCAGCAUUGAAGUUCCUCUGUGGAGAUGGGAGAACCUUCCAGAAGGACAACCAUCUCUGCAGCACUCCACCAAUCAGGCCUUUAUGGUAGAGUGGCCAGAUGGAAGCCAAUCCUCAGUAAAAGCCACAUGACCGCCUGCUUGGAGUUUGCCAAAAGGCACCUAAAGGACUCUCAAACCAUGAGAAACAAGAUUCUCUGGUCUGAUGAAACCAAGAUUGAACUCUUUGACUGAAUGCCAAGUGUCACAUAUGGAGGAAACCUGGCACCAUCCUUGAUGAAAACCUGCUCCAGAGCAGUCAGGACCUCAGACUGGGGCGACGGUUCAUCUUCCAACAGGACAACGACAACUAAGCACACAGCCAAGACAACGCAGGAGUGGCUUCGGGACAAGUCUCUGAUUGUCCUUGAGUGGCCCAGCCAGAGCCCAAACUUGAACAUGAUCGAACAUCUCUGAAAAUGACCUGAAAAUAGCUGUGCAGUGACGCUCCCAUCCAACUUGACAGAGCUUGAGAGGAUCUGCAAAGAAGAAUGGGAGAAACUCCCCAAAUACAGAUGUGCCAAGCGUCAUACCCAAGAAGACUCAAGGCUGUAAUCGCUGCCAAAGGUGCUUCAACAAAGUACAGAUUAAAGGGUCUGAAUACUUAUGUAAAUGUGGUAUUUCCGUUUUUUAUAAAAUUUGCAAAAAUUUCUAAAAACCUGUUUUUGCUUUGUCAUUAUGGGGUGUUGUGUGUAGAUUGAUGAGGGGGGAAACAAUUGAAUCCAUUUUAGAAAUGAGGCUGUAACGUAACAAAAUGUGGGAAAAGUCAAGGGGUCUGAAUAGUUUCUGAGUGCACUGUAAUUACCUAAAUGACAGAGUGAAAAGAAGACUACAAAUAUACAGAAUAAGUAUAUUCCAAAACAUGCAUCCUGUAUGCAACAAAGCACUAAAGUAAUACUGCAAAAAAAAAACACAUCAAAGGAAUACACUUUUUGGCCUAAAGUCAAAACCUUAUGUUUGGGGCAAAUCCAACACAACACAUCACUGAGUUAACUGCCUCCUUAUUUUCAAGCAUGGUGGUGGCUGCAUCAUGGUAUGAAUAUGCUUGAUAUCGGCAAAGACUUGGGAGUUUUUCAGAAUAAAAAGAAACAGGAUGGAGCUAAGCACAGGCAAAAUCAAAGAGGAAAACCAGCUUCAGUCUUCUUUACACCAGACACUGGGAGAGGAAUUCACCUUUCAGAAGGACAAUAACCUACAACACAAGACCAAAUCACUGGAGUUGCUUACCAAGAAGACAGUGAAUGUUUCUGAGUGGCUAAGUUACAGUUUUGACUUAAAUCUGCUUGAAAAUCUAUGGCAAGACUUGAAAAUUGCUGUCUAUCGAUGAUCCCCAACAACUUGACAAAGCUUGAAGAAUUCUGAAUAUUGCAAAUUCCAGGUGUGCAAAGCUCUUCGAGACUUACCUAAUAAGACUCACAGCUGUAAUCGCUGCCAAAGGUGUUUCUAACAUGUAUUGACUCAGCUGGGUGAAUACUUACAGUUGAAGUCGGAAGUUUACAUACACUUAGGUUGUAGUCAUUAAAACUUGUUUUUCAACCACUCCAGAAAUGUCUUGUUAACAAACUAUAGUUUUGGCAAGUCGGUUAGGACAUCUACUUUGUGCAUGACACAAGUCAUUUUUCCAACAAUUGUUCACAGACAGAUUAUUUCACUUAUAAUUCACUGUAUCACAAUUCCAGUGGGUCUGAAGUUUACAUACACUAAGUUGACUGUGCCUUUAAACAGCUUGGAAAAUUCCAGAAAAUUAUGUCAUUGCUUUAGAAGCUUCUGAUAGGCUAAUUGACAUCAUUUGAGUCAAUUGGAGGUGUACCUGUGGAUGUAUUUCAAGGCCUACCUUCAAACUCAGUGCCUCUUUGCUUGACAUCAUGGGAAAAUCAAAAGAAAUCAGCCAAGACCUCAGAAAGAAAAUUGUAGACCUCCACAAGGCUAGUUCAUCCUUGGAAGCAAUUUCCAAAUGCCUGAAGGUACCACGUUCAUCUGUACAAACAAUAGUACGCAAGUAUAAACACCAUGGGAUGACGCAGUCGUCAUACGGCUGGGUCUUCCAAAUGGACAAUGACCCCAAGCAUACUUCCAAAGUUGUGGCAAAAUGGCUUAAGAACAACAAAGUCAAGGUAUUGGAGUGGCCAUCACAAAGCCCUGACCUCAAUCCUUUAGAAAAUGUGUGGGCAGAACUGAAAAGGCGUGUGCGAGCCAGGAGGCCUACAAACCUGACACAGUUAUCUAGCUCUUAUUGUGGGAAGCUUGUGGAAGGCUACCCCCAAGGCAAUGCUACCUGUAUGUAAACUUCUGACCCACUGGGAAUGUGAUGAAAGAAAUAAAAGCUGAAAUAAAUCAUUCUCUCUUUAUUAUUCUGACAUUUCACAUUCUUAAAAUAAAGUGGUGAUCCUAACUGACCUAAAACAGGGAAUUUUUACUAGGAUUAAAUGUCAGGAAUUGUGAAAAACUGAGUUUAAAUGUAUUUGGCUAAGGUGUAUGUAAACUUCCGACUUCAACUGUAUCUAAUCAAGGUACUGUAUAUCAGUGUUUUAUUUUAUAUUAAUCUGUAAAAAAAAUAUAUAUAUAUAAUUUUUCUUACACUUUCACAUUACAGAAUAUUUUGUGUAGAUUGCUGACAAAAAAUUACAAUUAAAUCCAUUUUAAUAUCACUUUGUAACACAAUAAAAUGUGAAGAAAUCCAAGGGGGAUGAAUACUUAUAAUACCCACUGUAAGCUUAAAAAAAGAAGAAGUGUUAUCUAGCCUAUCUAUCUAUGGGUAACAGGGUUGGCGUGUUACGCUCAACGUGCUCAGUUUUCCAACACAAAAUACCUGAAAAUUGUCAAAAAGAGUAGGACCAGCUCACCUGCUUUUACGCUAUGAUUUCACUAUAAGAUGUUCAAUUAAGUGUUUGACUGUUUUUCUGCUGGCAGUGUUAACAAUGCAUAAGGUGAAAACGUAAAAAAUAUUUAAGGCAUGUGUAGAAAAGUUUAAAAGCCUUUGUGUCUUAGCCAAUGCAUGGCAAGAAGAAAAAUACCCACGAAUGCCUUGGGGCUGAACAAAUAUACCCACUUUGAUAACAUGUUUCUUGAGUUAUAUUAGCUACAAAUGUUAUAUGUAUUUCCCAGAUCCUGAUCCAAAAGCCAUUUCUGUGUGCUAAAUUUCAGAACAAUUCAAAACGUGAUAGAUCACACUGACACAACACGAUGGAGUUUGACAGCCUGAAUUCCAAUUCCAUGUAGUCUGAAUCGAUUAGUCUAAUUGCCUGAAAUAGAAAUGGAUUUGACCUCAAAAUCUAGUUUUGUAUGCCAACACAUAACGUCACAAAUUUCUCUUAUUUUCUCCUCUUCUCUUCUUUUCUCCUCUUCUCUUCUCCUCCCUCUCUUCUUUCCUAUGAUUGCUCAGGUUGUCAAGCUGUUGGGCCCCAAUGUCCACUUCAUUCACAAGGAGCUGGUUGUGUUACUGCAGGACGACUCACUUGAGGUGAGACACGCAGAAGACUCACUUUUACAACAAACACUUUAUGUUUGAAAAAUUUAGUAAACUAGAAAAGUGCUUGCUAGCUUGUCUUAAAGUAUUUAUGGUUGUGAAAUAAGUUAUAGUAUUGGUAGUGACUGCAGUAGUAAUGGUAGUGACUGGUUAUAGUGGGAAAAGUAGGUACAUGGAAAGAUUGAUUGAUAGAUAGAUGCAUAGCAUAGGAUAGGAUAGGAUAGGAUAGCCUGAACGUGAAAUUUGAUUUGGUAUCUAGAUUGAACGGUUCAAGAGAUACUAUUAUUGUUGGUGGGUUAUUAUAUGCUAAUUUAUGAUCAAACAAAUAAUGUUAACGGAGCUACGUAAUUUACACUAGAGUGGAUUUGAAGUUGGUUCAAUGUUUGUAGCUCAAAGUGUCUAGAAACCCAUUGAAAGUCAUUGGAACCUAAGUUCAUUUAUGCAAAUGUAUGCAAACCUAAAUAUUACUUUAAGUUAAUAGUUAUGAAUCUGUAAAGUGUUUCUACCAUCCUGAAGUUGGUUUGGUGUUUCUUUCUUGAAUGGUUAGAAAGCAGUAUUUUGAAUAUCUACCUCUCAUGGUCGCCAUUGAGUCCCAUGUUGAUUAUGCACAUUUAAAACCAUUAUCAAAUCAAAUCAAAUGUUAUUGGUCACAUACACAUUUCUAGCAUAUGUUAUUGCGGGUGUAGCGAAAUGCUUGUGUUCCUAGCUCCAUCAGUGCAGUAAUAUCUAACAAUUCACAACAAUACAUACACAUCUAAAAGUAAAAUAAUGGAAUUAAGAAAUGUAUAAAUAUUAGGAUGAGCAAUGUCUAUGUAUAUAGGGCAGAAGACUUUAAGGUGCAGGGUUGAGUAACCGGGUGGUAGCCGGCUAGUGAUGGCUAUUUAACAGUCUGAUGACCUUGAGAUAGAAGCUGUUUUUCAGCUCAGUCCCAGCUUUGAUGCACCUGUACUGACCACGCCUUCUGGAUGGUAGCGGGAUGAACAGGCCGUGGCUCGGGUGGUUGAUGUCCUUGAUGAUCUUUUUGGCCUUCCUGUGACAUCGGGUGCUGUAGGUGUCCUGGAGGGCAGGCAGUGUGCCCCCAUUGAUGCAUUGGACAGACCGCACCACCCUCUGGAGAGCCCUGCGGUUGAGGGCGGUGCAGUUGACGUACCAGGCGGUGAUACAGCCCAACAGGAUGCUCUCAAUUGUGCAUCUGUAAAAGUUUGUGAGGGUCUUAGGGGCCAAGCCGAAUUUCUUCAGCCAUUUCAGAUUGUCAGUGAUGUGUACGCCAAGGAACUUGAAUCUUUUCACCUUCUCCACUGCGGUCCCGUCGAUGUGGAUAGGGGCAUGCUCCCUCUGCUGUUUCCUGAAGUCCACGAUCAGCUCCUUCGUUUUGUUGACGUUGAGGGAGAGGUUAUUUUCCUGGCACCACUCCGCCAGGACCCUCACCUCCUCCCUGUAGGCUGUCUCGUCAUUGUUGGUAAUCAGGCCUACUAAUGUUGUGUCGUCUGUAAACUUGAUGAUUGAGUUGGAGGCAUGCGUGGCCACGCAGUCAUGGGAGAACAGGGAGUACAGGAGGGGGCUGAGCACGCUGUGUUGAGGAUCAGCGAAGUGGAGGUGUUGUUUCCUACCUUCACCACCUGGAGGCGCCCAUCAGGAAGUCCAGGACCCAGUUGCACAGAGUGGGGUUCAGACCCAGGGCCCCAAGCUUAAUGAUGAGCUUGGAGGGUACUAUGGUGUUGAAGGCUGAGCUAUAGUCAAUGAACAGCAUUCUUCCUCUUGUCCAGAUGGGAUAGGGCAGUGUGCAGUGCGAUGGUGAUUGCAUCGUCUGUGGAUCUAUUGGGGCGGUAUACAAAUUGAAGUGGGUCUAGGGUGUAAAGUAGAGGUGAUAUGAUCCUUAACUAGCCUCUCAAAGCACUUCAUGAUGACAGAAGUGAGUGCUACAGGGCGAUAGUCUUUUAGGUCAGUUACCUUUGCUUUUUUGGGUACAGGAACAAUGAACAUCUUGAAGCAAGUGGGGACAGCAGACUGGGAUAGGGAGAGAUUGAAUAUGUCCGUAAACACUCCAGCCAGCUGGUCUGCGCAUGCUCUGAGGACGCGACUAGGGAUGCCGUCUGGGCCGGCAGCCUUGCGAGGGUUAACACGCUUAAAUGUCUGAGAAGGAGAGCCCACAGUCCUUGGUAGCGGGCCGCGUCGGUGGCACUGUGUUUUCCUCAAAGUGGACGAAGAAGGUGUUUAGCUUGUCCGGGAGCAAGACAUCUGUGUCUGCGACGUGGCUGGUAUUCCCUUUGUAAUCCAUGAUUGUCUGUAGACCCUGCCACAUACGUCUCGUGUCUGAGCCGUUGAAUUGCGACACCGCUUUGUCUCUGUACUGACGUUUUGCCUGUUUGAUUGCCUUACGGAGGGAAUAACUACACUGUUUUUAUUCAACCAUAUUCCCAGUCACCUUGCCAUGGUUAAAUGCGGUGGUUUGCGCUUUCAGUUUUGCGCGAAUGCUGUCAUCUAUCCACGGUUUUUGGUUUGGGUAGGUUUUAAUAGUCAGUGGGAACAACAUCCCCUAUACACUUCCUGAUUAACUUAGUCACCGUGUCUGUGUAUACGUCAAUGUUAUUCUCAGAGGCUACCCGGAACAUAUCCCAGUCCACGUGAUCAAAACAAUCUUGAAGCAUGGAUUCCGAUUGGUCAGACCAGCGUUGAAUAGACCUUAGCACAGGUACUUCCUGUUUGAGUUUCUGCCUAUAGGAAGGGAGGAGCAAAAUGGAGUUGUGAUCUCAUUUGCCGAAUGGAGCGCGAGGGAGGGCCUUGUAGGCAUCCCGGAAGGGGGAGUAGCAGUGGUCGACCUUUUUUGCAGUGCGAGUACUACAGUAAAUGUGUUGAUAGAACUUCGGUAGCGUUUUCCUCAAAUUUGCUUUGUUAAAAUCCCCAGCUACAAUAAAUGCGGCCUCAGGAUAUGUGGUUUUCAGUUUGCACAAAGUCCAGUGUAGUUCCUUGAGGGCCGUUGUGGUAUCGGCUUGAGGUGCAAUAUAUACGGCUGUGACUAUAACCGAAGAGAAGUCUCUUGGGAGGUAAUACGGUCGGCAUUUGAUUGUGAGGUAUUCUAGGUCGGGUGAACAAAAGGACUUGAGUUGUUGUACGUUAUCACAAUCACACUAUGAGCAGUUAGUCAUGAAACAUACACCACCGUCUUUUUUCUUCCCGGAGAGAUCUUUAUUCCUGUCUGCGCAAUGUACUGAGAACCCAGCUGGCUGUAUGGACGGAGACAGUAGAUCCGGAGAGAGAGCCAUGAUUCCGUGAAACAGAGUAUGUUACAGUCCCUGAUGUCUCUCUGGAAGGAGAUCCUCGCCCUGAGCGCGUCUACUUUAAUGUCCAAGACUGAACAUUAGCGAGUAAUAUUCUCGGAAGCGGUGGAUGAUGUGUACGCCUCUUGAGUCGGACUAGAAGUCCACUCCGAAUACCUCUUCUCCGCCGGCGGCGUCUUGGAGCAGCAUCUGGGAUAAGUUCAAUUGCUCUGGGGGUACGAACAAAGGACCCAAUUCGGGAAAGUCGUAUUCCUGGUCAUAAUGCUGGUGAGUUACUGCCGCUCUGAUAUCCAAAAGUUAUUUCCGGCUGUAUGUAAUAACACAAAAAACGUUCUGGGCUAAUAAUGUAAGAAAUAACAAACAAAAAAACAAAAUACUGCAAAGUUGCUUAGGAGCUAGAAGCAGAGCUGCCAUGUCUGUCGGCACCAUCUUGUUUGUUAUGUAAGAGUGCUAGAGCAAGCACACUAAAUAGUGUUACGGUCAGUGUCGAUCUCCAGGUAUGUAUGGGCUACUUGCACAAGCUAGCUCAAUUUAACCUUCUCUAAGUACAACCCCCCUUGGUUACUGUUGCAACCUCGGACAACAUUUUCCCAGGAAGCCCAAUUCCCCAUUCAAGCACUGGCAAAAUUCCCUCACAAUGAUCUCAAACUGUGUUUCCAAUACACAAUGAAAUUAAACACAGACUACCACUCACUUGUGAGGAAACUCUUGGAUAUGUUGUGGACUGUCAUUACAAUUGUUUCACGGGAACCUGGUAAAAUGAUGUUUGUAGUGUAGAUAGCCACUAAAUGGCUCUGAAUUCACUGUCAGCAUGCAGUCAGAGCUAUUCCCACUUUUGGAGCCAACUAGUGCUCUCAAAUCGUAUCCUGAUGUCGACAGCAGAUUGGGCGUUGUAUUCAUAACAUUGCUAACUUAGCUAGCUAACAUACAUUUUGAGAAAACUAUUUAUAUUAAGUGGCUAGCUAGCUAGUCUUAGCAACAAUUGGUGACCAGUGAGACUGAGAGCUAGCUAACCAGCUGAGCUAGCAAACAAUGUAACAAAAGUAUAAUUUCAGAUUAGAAAAAUACUCCAUCAACAGGCUCUGCAUUUCAUUAAUCACAGUAGCAAGUAUUCCUGGUGCACUGUUCAAUUAUUUAGCCAUUUAAACAUAACUAUUUUGAAGAAAACUCUCAGUUUUUGCCAAAGCCCUCAUUGGCUUUCAUGCAAUUUAAACGUGAGGUUGUUUGAGGUGUCGGACUCGACGACAGUUUCUAUCCAUUGGAGGCCUGCAAUUGGUUGCCCAAAAUUAUGGUGCGGGGCUUAGCGAAGGGUCAAUUAGCCAUGAUCGCCAUUGUCAUCAGCAUCACCAUCAUCAGCACUUGGAUUAUUUACUGUUUGAUAAUUUAGUGAAUUAUUCCCUUUGUUAAAUCUGUGUUUAUCAAUGUCAAUUGGUGGUAAAUACUGCAAUGUGUUCCCUCCUCUGAGACAACUGGCUUAGUGAUGCACUCAGUUUGUUACUUCAUUACACUGAUGCACAUUCAAUUUAUUAGGGUAUUAUCUUAGAAUUCAGAACCAAAUCAACAAGGCAGAAUUCAUCUCAGCCUAUGCUACCCUCCAGUCCCUCGACUUCUUGGCGCUGACGGAAACAUGGAUUACCACUGAAAACACUGCUACUCCUACUGCUCUCUCCUCGUCUGACCAUGUGUUCUCGCAUACCCCGAGAGCAUCUGGUCAGCGGGGUGGUGGCACAAGAAUCCUCAUCUCUCCCAAGUGGACAUUCUCUCUUUUUCCCCUGACCCAUCUGUCUAUCUCCUCAUUUCAAUUCCAUGCUGUCACAGUCACUAGCCCAUUCAAGCUUAACAUCCUUGUCAUUUAUCGCCCUCCAGGUUCCCUUGGAGAGUUCAUCAAUGAGCUUGACGCCUUGAUAAGUUCCUUUCCUGAGGAUGGCUCACCCCUCACAGUUCUGGGUGACUUCAACCUCCCUACGUCUACCUUUGACUCAUUUCUCUCUGCCUCCUUCUUUCCACUCCUCUCCUCUUUUGACCUCACCCUCUCACCGUCCCCCCCUACUCACAAGGCAGGCAAUACGCUUGACCUCAUCUUUACUAGAUGCUGUUCUUCUACUAAUCUCACUGCAACUCCCCUCCAAGUCUCCGACCACUACUUUGUAUCCUUUUCUCUCUCGCUCUCCUCCAACACUACUCACUCUGCCCCUACUCAGAUGGUAAUGCGCCGUCGCAACCUUCGCUCUCUCUCUCCCGGUACUCUCUCCUCUUCCAUCCUAUCAUCUCUUCCCUCUGCUCAAACCUUCUCCCUCCAAUCUCCUGAUUCUGCCUCCUCAACCCUCCUCUCCUCCCUUUCUGCAUCCUUUGACUCUCUAUGUCCCCUAUCCUCCCGGCCCGGCUCGGUCCUCCCCUCCUGCUCCGUGGCUUGAUGACUCAUUGCGAGCUCACAGAACAGGGCUCCGGGCAGCCGAGCGGAAAUGGAGGAAAACUAGACUCCCUGCGGACCUGGCAUAUUUUCACUCCCUCCUCUCUACAUUUUCUUCAUCUGUUUCUGCUGCUAAAGCCACUUUCUACCACUCUAAAUUCCAAGCAUCUGCCUCUAACCCUAGGAAGCUCUUUGCUGGUCCUGCGCACACUGCCCUACCCUAUGCUUUGACGUCUUUCUCCCCUCUUUCUCCAGAUGAAAUCUUGCGACUUGUGACGGCCGGCCGCCCAACAACCUGCCCGCUUGACCCUAUCCCCUCCUCUCUUCUCCAGACCAUCUCCGGUGACCUUCUCCCUUACCUCACCUCGCUCAUCAACUCAUCCUUGACCGCUGGCUAUGUCCCUUCCGUCUUCAAGAGAGCGAGAGUUGCACCCCUUCUCAAAAAACCUACACUCGAUCCCUCCAAUGUCAACAACUGCAGACCAGUAUCCCUUCUUUCUUUUCUCUCCAAAACUCUUGAGCGCGCCGUCUUUAGCCAACUCUCUUGCUAUCUCUCUCAGAAUGACCUUCUUGAUCAAAACCAGUCAGGUUUCAAGACUGGUCAUUCAACUGAGACUGCUCUUCUCUGUGUCACGGAGGCUCUCCGCACUGCUAAAGCUAACUCUCUCUCCUCUGCUCUUGUCCUUCUAGACCUGUCUGCUGCCUUUGAUACUGUGAACCAUCAGAUCCUCCUCUCCACCCUCUCCGAGUUUGGCAUCUCCGGCGCGGCUCACUCUUGGAUUGCGUCCUACCUGACCGGUCGCUCCUACCAAGUGGCGUGGCGAGAAUCUGUCUCCGCACCACGUGCUCUCACCACUGGUGUCCCCCAGGGCUCAGUUCUAGGCCCUCUCCUUUUCUCCCUAUACACCAAGUCACUUGGCUCUGUCAUAUCCUCACAUGGCCUCUCCUAUCAUUGCUACGCAGACGACACACAAUUAAUCUUCUCCUUUCCCCCUUCUGAUAACCAGUUGGCGAAUCGCAUUUCUGUCUGGCAGACAUAUCAGUGUGGAUGACAGAUCACCACCUCAAGCUGAACCUCGGCAAGACGGAGCUGCUCUUCCUCCCGGGGAAGGACUGCCCGUUCCAUGAUCUCGCCAUCACGGUUGACAACUCCGUUGUGUCCUCCUCCCAGAGUGCGAAGAGCCUUGGCGUGACCCUGGACAACACCCUGUCGUUCUCCGCUAACAUCAAGGCGGUGACACGAUCCUGUAGGUUCAUGCUCUACAACAUUCGGAGAGGACGACCCUGCCUUACACAGGAAGCGGCACAGGUCCUAAUCCAGGCACUUGUCAUCUCCCGUCUGGAUUACUGCAACUCGCUGUUGGCUGGGCUCCCUGCCUGUGCCAUUAAACCCCUACAAUUCAUCCAGAAUGCCGCAGCCCGUCUGGUGUUCAACCUUCCCAAGUUCUCUCACGUCACCCCGCUCCUCCGCACACUCCACUGGCUUCCAGUUGAAGCUCGAAUCUGCUACAAGACCAUGGUGCUUGCCUACGGAGCUGUGAGGGGAACGGCACCUCCGUACCUUCAGGCUCUGAUCAGUCCCUACACCCAAACGAGGGCAUUGCGUUCAUCCACCUCUGGCCUGCUGGCCCCCCUACCUCUGCGGAAGCACAGUUCCCGCUCAGCCCAGUCAAAACUGUUCGCUGCUCUGGCACCCCAAUGGUGGAACAAGCUCCCUCACGACGCCAGGACAGCGGAGUCACUCACCACCUUCCGGAGACACUUGAAACCCCACCUCUUUAAGGAAUACCUGGGAGAGGAUAAAGUAAUCCUUCUACCCCCCCUUACCCCACCCCAAAGAAAAAAAGAAAAAAGAAAUAUUGUAAAGUGGUUAUCCCACUGGCUAUAAGGUGAAUGCACCAAUUUGUAUGUCGCUCUGGAUAAGAGCGUCUGCUAAAUGACGUAAAUGGAAAUGGAAAAUGGAAAAUCUCAUGUGCGCUAGCCAGUUACAGUGCCUAGUGAAAGUCUACACACCCCUUGCACAGUUUUCACUAUCUACACAACCUUCUCUACAUUUUCGAAGUGAAAGAAACAUCAUUUAGAACAUUUUCUCCAUUAAUUAAAAAUAACAAACGAAGAUGUCUUGAUUGCAUAUGUCUUCACACCCCAGAGUGAAUACUUGGCAGCAAUUACAGGUGUGAAUCAUUUUUAAUAAGAUUCUACCAACUUUGCACAACUCUUAGGGCAACAUACAUCCAUUGUUUUUGUCAAAAUUGCUCAAGCUCAGUUUAUUUGGUUGGGAAUCAUUGAUGGACAGCAAUUUUCAAACCUUGUCUCUGAUUUUCAAGCAGAUUCAAGUCAGGACUGAAACUGGACCACUCAGGAACACUCAACACCUCUUGGAAAGCCAUUCUGGUGUGUCUUUGGCAUACAUAUUUGUGUAAUUGUCUGGCUGAGAAAUAAAAGUAUAUCCCAGGGUUAGGUAUUCAGAAGAUUGAGGCAGGUUUUUCUCUAACUUUUUACCUGGGCUUUGCUCCUUUCAUAUUUAGUUUGAUCCUGACAAACUACCCAGUCCCUGCCGGUGACAAGCAUGCCCAUAACAUUAUGCUGCCACCCACCACAGUACUUAGAAAUAUUAUACAGAGACUCGACAAUAGAGAGUUCCCAGAGUGAUUCUCCCCCUAAUUAUUUCACCCCUGGACGUCACGCCACUGGAACCAGGGGCAACUCAGGACAGAACACUCUCAGUGAGAAUGUGUCCCCAAGGUGCCACAACAGACUGAUGGACUAGAAGAGCUGCAUCUCAUUGGGCUACUCACACAAGCUAGCUCAAUUAGCUCCCUGGUGUGUUUAGAACGGCACAGCGGCUUCCGGUGCAUUGACACACAUCCAAACUCAAGGAGCAGAUGUGGCUAACUAUGAAUUAAAUUUGUCAAAACUAUCAAAAUGCGUGCACAGAAUUUGAAAGCUACAGUAAUGCUCUGGUGAAUUAUAAAAAUAAAUAAUUGUAAAGUGUGUUUUCACAAAGCAUAAACACUGCGAAGCUGACAUUAGCUAGUUAGCCUUCCCAUAGACUUUAAUUGAUUAUGACAAUUAUGAAGAUGUCGACCAUCAUGAUGAUGAUGAUGAUGAUGAUGAUGAGGAUGAUGACAACAACAAUCAUGAUAAUGAUAAUUAUGUUUUUAUUCUGUGCAGGUAUUAGAUGCGUUGCUAAGCCACCUUCAGGAGACUCUGGAGUUGGCCACAUCGAGAGGAGAAGGGCCAGGACCCGAGAGCAAGGUACGUACCCCAGUCUGUGGUCUGCUGCUCUGGGCCUGUAUCCACAAAAUGUCUCAGAGUAGGAAUGCUGAUCUAGGAUCUGUUCAUAUAAUCUUAUUAAUCAUGAUUUAAAUGGCAAAACUGAUCCUAGAUCAGCACUCCUACUCUGAGCGGCUUUGUGGAUACUUACCCACGUCUAGUAUUCUUUGUGAGUGAGCUAACCCCCUCUGCUGGUUGGUUCUGUGUGGUGCAGCUAUCGUAUAUAAAGAUGGAUACCUCCUGGAUAAUGCUCCUACAGUUUUAUUCAACGUUUGUGUGGCUACCUAUUUUCCAGACUUUUUGUACCCUGAACCUAUAAGUUGCGCGUACACUACUGUUUAUCUCAUAGAAUCUGUUUUUUCACUACUUAUUUUUUUAUAACCUAUGUCCCACUCUCCUCUCAUACUCUCUUCAUCACUCUCUCUAAUGUUUCACUCUGUGUUGUUUCGUUCGUUUUAUCUUUCCUCUCUUCUCUGUCAUCACUCUGGCGAUGUUUCUGUAUCUCAAUCUCUUUUUUGACACUUAUCUCUGUGCCUCCCUCCCUCUCUCCCCCUGCCCCCUCUCUACUCACUCUAUUUCUCCACCCUCUGGCAAUGUCUGUACCUCUCUCACCAUAUUAUUUUUAAACUCUUAUCUACACACGUCCAUCUCUUUCUCUCUCCCUCCUCUUCUCCCUUUGUCUACCUCACCUCCUCGCUGUCUUAUCUCUCUCCUUCCCCUCUCAACCUCACCCCUCUUUUUUAUACUAUCUUUGUGCCUCCGCCUUCCUCCAUUCCCUUCUACAUUUCUCUCUCCCACCUCUCUCCCCUCCCUCCCAAUGGUGGGUCCAGCAGGCGAACGUCCCCGACCUGGUCCCGGCGCUGGCGGCGGCCGAGCAGAAGGCUGCCUUGUCGCUCCGCUGGCGGGUGCAUGAGAGACUGCUGCAACGCUACGCCUGCCUGCCCCGCGUUGUCUCCGCUGACCAGAUCUACUUCCGCUUCCUGCAGAGGAUGUUCGCCAUCGUCACCACCAACGUGAGACUAGUAUACCUAGGGAGAAUCUAAUGGGACAAACUCACAUUGAAUGACCUAAUUGGUUAUAGUUAGGGUUUGGGUUAAGCUCAGGGUUAGAGUUAUGGCUGGCAUGCCAGUCACAUCCUUUACACAUAAUGUAGCUACACACAUACGUUGAUGAACUAGCCUGAGACCUGAGUAACCUUGCCUAAGACUUGUGUUAGCUCCCUGAGGCAAUGCCUAAGCUUCAGCUCAAUGGCCUUACACAUUCUUACAUUGUACAGUGUACAGACGACCCGGGUACUUUCUAUUCUUCCCAACGAAAAACACAAUGUUACAUUGUAAAACGAUGUGUUAAUCUCUGGUAUUAGAUGAGUUGAUGUAGGAUAUCACUUUAUUCAACUAUCCCACAAGGGAUAGAAAAGAUAGAAACUAUAAAAUGGAAAUCCUACAUUGUGUUAACAGCAGGCUGAGGAUACAUCCCAAGUGGCACCCUACUCCCUUCAUAGUGCAUCACUACUUUUGACCAGAGCCUAUGGGCACUGGUCAAAAGUAGUGCACUGUCAAGGGAAUAGGCUGCCAUUUGGUACACACGCUCUGUCUCUGCUCACUAAGUGUGUCCACUCCAUGUUGUUGCCAGAACGUUCUCCCAGUCCAGAGAGAGGCGGCCAGGACGCUGUGUAUGUUCCUACGCUACAACCGCAAGCAGGAGCAGCGGCAAGAGAUCAUCGGCAAAGUGCUGCAAGGUCUGUGUCUGUCUAUCUGUCUGUCUAUACAUCUAUCUAUUUUGUUUGCUGACAGUGUUGACAAAUAUAAACAAUACAAUACAGACAUCUAUAUGGAAAAAGUGUUUUCACAGGUGCCAGUAGUACACAACCUGUGCCAUGAUAGAUUUUCUAAACAAAUGGCUCCCAAUUCCCCAACGGUUUUACCUAGAAUAAAAUAGAAGAUUCCUAAUGUUUCGCGCAAACGUGGCCGUUUUUGUGACUUUUGUAAUGUAAUGUAUAUCCUGCCUCCUCCCCCUUCCCUUCCCCCUCCUUUCCAGAGCUUGCUCAGGGCAGAAGUUACUGGAACAGGCUUCGCUACCUGGACCUGUGUGAGAUUGCCAUGGAGCUCUUCUCCAAGGCCUACUUCUGCAAACACUUCCUCAUCCAGGCCCUGGAGCUGGUCAAUGACCCCGUAGCCAACGUCAGGUACUGGAUUCAGUAAUUCAUAAGUUACUUAAGGGGACAAACAGGUUCAAACAACAAACGUCUGUCCCGACUCUUUUUUUGGUGAACAUCUGAGGGAUGGGGAUGGAGAAAUGUAACCACUCUCAAAUUCAUGGACGUAGUUAUGGAUUCAUGGACGUCAUCCAUUUAACCAUGUUUUGAGGCUAUACAGGAUUUGUUUAUAAGCUUAUAUUUUGGGUUCCGUUGGGGUACGACAGUUGAACUAAGCUCAUGAGGCAUUUAUAAGUUACUGUAUAUUCUUCAAGAGUAAAUGGCUAUAUAUAAUUAUAUAUACAUAUUUAUAAGUCAAACCCAAUCCCAGAUUGCUCCUUUAAUUCCUUAAUUGGAUUUUUAGAGUGCUUUUCCAGAUGCUUUACUUCAUAUGGGGACACCUCACUUCAUCCAUCAUCAAUGGCAUCCAUUUCUAGGCAGCCAUUUCUUGUAAGCUCACCACACGUCCGCUUGUACGUUUGCUCUCGUGGUGGAACGUCUAACGUCGCGGGCUGUUGUAGGCAAUGGAUGAAAGAUGAUCUUAGUACUAUGAAGCUUUAGAGAAAUUCAUCCUCUGAGUAUGCCAUGUAUAUUGACCAGGGGCAUGUUCAGGAAGCACUCCCUUGCAAAACGCUUUGCAACAGACAAUGAAAAUCUGCAUUCUUAUUGGACACACUCAGGUUGUGCCCUCCCCGUUAGAUUUUUUUCUCCUGUUUUGUGCCUAAUGAACAUGACCCAGGUAUAAGCUGUGCCACAUGCUGCCCAGGCUGAGGUCCACCAUCAGGCUGCCUGCAGACAAACACCUCCUGCAACAGCUGGAGUUCUGUGUCCGCAAGCUACUCUGUCGGGAGAAGGACAAGGAUGUGGUUGCCACCGUUCGCAAGGUGAGGGAGGGAAGGGUGGGUGGAUGGAUGGAUGUGAGUAGUGUCUAAUUUUGUGGGGAUCUGUUGCCUAACAUUACUGAGUAUUAUUUCAAUCAAAUGGAAAGUAUUCAGACCCCAUGACUCUUUCCAAAUUUGGUUACGUUACAUCCUUAUUCUAAAAUUGAUUUUAAAAUAUGUUUCCCUAAUCAAUCUACACACAAUUCCCCAUAAUGACAAAGCAAAAACAGGUUUUUACACAUUUUUACAAACGUAUUAAAAAUGAAAAACUGAAAUACCUUAUUUACAUAAGUAUUCAGACCCUUUGCUAUGAGACUCGAAAUUGAGCUCAGUUGCAUCCUGUUUCAAUUGGUCAUCCUUGAGAUGUAUUGACGAGAAAACAACAACAAUUUAAUCCAUUUUAGAAUAAGGCUGUAACAUAACAAAAUAUGGACAAAUUCAAGGGGUCUGAAUACUUUCCGAAUGCACUGUAUAUAAUCUCCUAACAAGAUUGAGGCCAUACAUAUCUUACUUGUGUGUGCGUGCGUGUGUAUUUAGAUUUUUUUCUUUUUUCAGACCGUGCUGGAAUUGGACAAAAUGGACAUCACAGAACCUGUAAGUAACCCCUUACUUUCUUCACUCUUAGAAUACUUAAAGAAUGGUGAUGUAGCAAAUAGCAAUCUUAUAGGCAUGAGUGAAUUGCUUCGCCCCACAGCCAAGAUGCUUAGCUAGGCAGCUAAAGUUGCUUACAGUUAGUUAGCAACCGUUUCUACACUCUUUUGCUAGGUACCAUAACGCUGUCGUUUCAAAAACAUCUCUCCAAAAAUGACGAGGUGUCUCCAGUUGUAUUUACAUUUGUAUUUAUUGUAUUUAUUUUACAUGUAUUUAUAUGGUGGGCAGCAGGUAGCCUAGCAGUUAGACCCUAGCGGUUAGCGCAUUGGGCCAGUAACCGAAAGGUCGCUGGUUCGAAUACCCAAGCCAACAAGGUGAAAAAUCUGUCGACAUGACCUUGAGCAAGGUACUUAAGCCUAAUUUGCUCCAGGCGCGCCGUACUACUAUGGCUGACCCUGUAAAACAACACAUUUCACUGCACCUAUCCGGUGUGUGACUAUAUAUCUAAAAUGGAUUAAAUAAAGAAUGUUCCUCAUCAAUCUACACCCAAUACCCCAUAAUGACAAAGCAAAAACAGGUUUUUAGAAAUGUUUGCAAAUGUAACAAAAACUAAAAACAGAUUUAUUUACAUCAGUAUUCAAACCGUUUGCUAUGAGACUCGAAAUUUAGCUCAGAUGUAUCCUGUUUCCAUUGAUCAUCCUUGAGAUGUUUCUACAACUAGAUUGGAGUCCACCUGUAGUAAAUUCAAUUGAUUUGACAUGAUUUGGAAAGGCACACACCUGUCUAUAUAAGGUCCCACAGUUGACAGUGCGUGUCAGAGCAAAAACCAAGCCAUGAGGUCAAAGGAAUCAUCCAUAGAGCGAGGCACAGAUCUGGGGAAGGGUACCCAAAAAUUUCUGCAGCAUUGAAGGUCCCCAAGGACACAGUGGCCUACAUCAUUCUUAAAUGGAAGAAGUUUGGAACCACCAAGACUCUUCCAAGAGCUGGCCGCCCAGCCAAACUGAGCAAUCAAGGGAGAAGGGCCUUGGUCAGGGAGGUGACCAAGAACCCGAUGGUCACUGACAGAGCUCCAGAGUUCCUCUGUGGAGAUGGGCGAACCUUCCAGAAGGACAACCAUCUCUGAAGCACUCCACCCAUCAGGCCUUUAUGGUAAAGUGGCCAGACGGAAGCCACUCCUCAGUAAAAGGCACAUGACAGCCCGCUUGGGGUUUGCCAAAAGGCACCUAAAGACUCUCAGACCAUGAAAAAUAAGAUUCUCUGGUCUGAUGAAACCAAGAUUGAACUAUUUGGCCUGAAUACAAAGCAUCACGUCUAGAGGAAACCUGGCACCAUCCCUACGGUGAAGCAUGGUGGUGGCAGCAUCAUGCUGUGGGGAUGUUUCUCAGCGGCAGGGACUGGGAGACUAAAGAUGCAGGAUCGAGGAAAAGAUGAACGGAGAAAAGUUUGGGAUGAGUCGGAUGGCAGAGUGAAGGAAAAGCAGCCAACAAGUACUCAUCAAGUACUUCAAGACUGUUGGAAAAGCAUUCGAGGUGAAGUUGGUUGAGAGAAUGCCAAGAGUGUGCAAAGCUGUCAUCAAGGCAAAGGGUGGCUAUUUGAAGAAUCUCAAACACUUUUUUGGUUACUACAUGAUUCCAUAUCUGUUAUUUCAUAGUUAUGAUUACUUCACUGUUUUUCUACAAUGUAGAAAAUAGUAAACAUAAAGAAAAACCCUUGAAUGAGUAGGUGUACUAAAACCUUUGACCGGUAGUGUAUAUAAAUAUAUAUUUACAAAAAAUAUAUAUGGGGGAUUGGAAAUGAUGUAGACAAUUACAUUGAUGGGAGCCACAAUCUAUCUGCAAUAUUAAAGCUGAUCUACCCCCUAAUUAAACAAAAUAAUCUCAACAAACCAUUUCUGUAUGGACCUCGCUUUGUGCACGGGCACAUUGUCAUGCUGAAACAGGAACGGGCCUUCCCCAAACUGUUGCCACAAAAUUGGAAGCACGGAAUCGUCUAGAAUGUCAUUGUAUUCUGUAGCGUUAAUAUUUCCCUUCACUGGAAGGGGCCAGUGAACUUUACAGUUGGCACUAUGCAUUGGGUCAGGUAGCGUUCUCCUGGCAUCUGCCAAACCCAGAUUAGUCCGUCGGACUGCCAGAUGGUGAAGUGUGAUUCAUCACUCCAGAGAACGUGUUUCCACUGCACCAGAGUUCAAUGGUGCCGAGCUUUACACCACUCCAGCCGACGCUUGGUAUUGCGCAUGGUGAUCUUAGACUUAUGUGCGGCUGCUUGGCCAUGGAAACCCAUUUCAUGGAGCUCCCGACUAACAGUUAUUGUGCUGACGUUGCUUCCAGAGGCAGUUUGGAACUCGGUAGUGAAUGUUGCAACCGACGACAGACAAUUUUUACGCGCUUCAGCACUCGCCUCUGGAAGCAACGCUUCAGCACUGUGAGUGUGCAAAGCUGUCAUCAAGGCAAAAGGUGGCUAUUUGAAGAAUCUCAAAUAUAAAAUAUAUUUUGAUUUGUUUAACACUUUUUUGGUUAUUACAUGAUUCCAUAUGUGUUGUUUCAUAGUUGUGAUGUCUUCACUAUUAUUCUACAAUGUAGAAAAUAGUACAAUUUUUUUUUUUUUUUAAGACGAAUGAGUAGGUGUGUCCAAACUUUUGACUGGUAUUGUGUGUGUGUGUAUAUGUAUAUAUAACAUUUAAUCAUGCAUAUUCACUUUCUAUAAACAUACAACUUUAUUAUCCCUAAUGGUUGCCUUCUAUUGUUACAUGAUUGAAUUGCUAGCACAGGUCUGAUUGAAUACAGUCUAAUAUGUACUUUUCCAUUUUAGUACCAUAAGAGACACGAGAGAGAUCUACUAGACCAGAAGAAAGAGAAGGAAGAGACACUACUACUGGAGAUGGUGAGCGAUUUGUAUAAAAAUAAAAAUAACUCCCACACAAACGAUUUUGCCAAUCGUGUGGCGGGAGUUAUUUUUAUACAGUGUAGAUUUUGGGGCAGUAACUCGUAGCACCACACACAAGAUAAGCUUCUUCUAAAGAUGGUGAGGGAUUUGACACCAUCCUGUCAAUACCGUGCACUAUGUCAUUAAACACCGCCUUGUUCUUGUUAUUUGUAGCACCAAUAUUUUAUAAGCUCCCUUAAUGCGUACAGCACUGUCAGUUUAUUAUUAGUGGGAAAUAGAACAAGCAAACAUGCGUCUUUGUUCAAAACAAUAUAGUUUUCUUUUCUUUUUCAUACUCGUGCAUAUAUUUGCAUGAAUGAACCUUUUCAAAGAGUCUAUUUUCAGUUCUUUCUUCAGAAAGCUUUUUUGACUCUCUUUAUCUAUAAAGAGAUGGCUUGAUGUUAUGUUAUUCAAUUCCUCUAGCACCAUGCUCUAGUCCAGUGGUAUUCAAACUUUUUCAGCGGGGACCCUAUUUUUUCAGCUAGAAUUUCUGCGAACCCUAUUAUUUUUGGCAAGAAUUUCUCACAACCCCACCCUAAAUCUUAUGACACAACCUUAAAAUCAGUAAAUCAACAAAUAACCUUCAAUUAUUACAUUUUAAAAAUAAAAGCAAACCAAUAAAUACGCUUAUUCAAUACAAUUUUAUUUUUCAAAUAUGUUUGUAUAUUGUCCCAUACAGUAUUGUGUACUCUUAUUUUUUGGUUCCCCCAAAAAUACAAUACUUUGAAAAAAACUGCUUUAGUGUAUAGCCUAUUCCUUUGUCUUCUGAGGCACUAUAGCAUUUGGUAUUUUCUUUAGCUUCAAGUCAAUGAAAGAAUACUCAACUUUAUUAUGACUUCAAAAGUCCAUAGUGUGUGUGUGUGUCCCAUGGGUAUUUAUUCCUGAUUGUUGUGAUACUUUAUUUUGUCACAAUUCUUAGUUGUAAAUAUAGCAGCAAGGAAGGGGUAUUUUGAAGGGGAUAGAUGGGCUUGGUUGUACAAGGCACAAUACGUUUGGAAAGAAGAAACAUUACAAACGUCAACAUAUAAAACAAUAUUUACCUAUAACCUAAGGUUAUUAGUAAUCUAUAAUCUUAUUAGCAUUGUGUUUGCUAGUAAAGAGUGGUGCAGUAGCUAGCUAGUUAACUAUAAAUAAAUAUAAUAUUAAUACAGUAUAAUAAAUAUUUGGCCCCACCAUUAGCCAAGUUAGUUCAAUAACUAACUAAAGCUAUUUACAGUUAGUUAGCAACUGCGUCAACACUAUUUUGCUAGCUACCAUAACGCUGUUGUCAAAACAUGCCCUCAAAGAUGACGAGUAUGUCACAGUUGUGUUUACAUUUUACAGAUUGUAAUAACUGCCGUUGUUUCUUUUUUUAACCCUUCGAGUCGCUUCUCUCGUCCACCACAGGAACAGCUAGAGCGACAACAGAGCGAAGCCAAGCUCACCAGUGAAAAACACACUGAAAAGAAACGUACGUUCCCACACACAUCACACAUCUGCUUUGAGAUUUUUACUAAUAUAUUAUAGAUAAUACACAGAUCUCAAAUGCAUUGAGACAAAUGGUACCCUGUGACAUGUUGUGUGGGUGGCUGUGUUGGCAGGGAGGGACAGUAAGACAGGUUUGUCAGGGACCAAGGGCCUGUCUGGAUCCACGUCCGGGGCCACUUUGUCCACCUCCUCCGGUAAGACUGGGAAUCAAUCAAUAUCUAAAUUUUUCCAAUUGGGAAAUUUGUCAACGUGUGAGAGAGAAACACUGGCAACACCGUUAUACUAAUAAUCAUUCAUCAACUAUUUAUGAACAACUAAUACAUUUGUAUUUUAUUAUUUGUAAAACACACAUUUUUGAAUAUUUCAUUUAUUAUAAUGUGUUACCAAAACACUUCCUUGACCAUGGAUAGAAAUGUAUAUGCCAUUCUAGCGUAACUGUAAGGGGUUUCGAUAACUCUGUUCCAACAGCACACAGCAACAGUAGCAGAUUGUUGCACAAAGAGUGCAAAGAGCUUUCAACUCACAAUGAAUCAAGACAAAAAACAUAUGACCCAAAAAGAUAUCCUGUUCAACUUGGUCGAGAUAGUGUUUGAUGAUGGUGAUGAUGAAUCUACAGGUAAAGAGUUGAGGAAGGCCAAACUGGCACGGAGUCGGUCGCUUAGCAGCCAUCCUACUACACCCAAGAUGGCUAAUCCGGACAAAACUCUGUAAGUAGUAACCUGCCCAACCAUACCCCUAACCCAAAACAUCACUAUAUCAUUUUGCUGAAAUAUAUUUUGAUAUAAUAUAUUUAAUCAAACAUAAAUGUAUGGAUAUAUAUUUUUUAGAAAUACUCUUUAUAGGAACAGCUAUGCUUUUCAAUUGUUACUUUAAGAAAAUAAAUCUUGCACACACACACACGUUCCAGUAACAUUUUAUAUUGGUGGGACCACGUAUACGUUUUAGCCACUUGUUAUUGCAAACCUAGUCUUGACACGUUCUUCCAUCUUGGUUUUCCUCCCCAGAAAGGUCAAGGAUUCAGGAAGCUGUCCUGGAAAAGGGAAGAACUCUAUGCUUCCUAUGAAUGGUAAUCAAGUAAUCCUAUUAUAGUGCAGCUAUCAUCCUAUUUUAGUGCAACUCAUCCUAUUUUAGUGUAGCUCCCCAGCUAGCACAUUUGGUUUCAGAUUGGUUCCGGGAACGAAGCACUCAAUUUCCUGACUGGUAAAACAAAAAACAGAAAAGUACAUUCUGAGAACAAAAGCAAACAUUCCAGACUGUUCUGGGACAUUUGUUUUUAGGUUGCAUGGAGGUUCUGAGAACGUUUUACUCUAGUUACUUUAAAGUUUUUCCAGGGAGGUUUUAUUGAUACUCUGAGAACGGAAAUUAUAGGUUAUUUGAAAUAACAUUCUGAGAACAUUCUCUACAUGUUGUAAAGAUAAUGGUUAUUACUGAACAUUUUCUUAAAACUAAGAACAAAAUGUAAAGGUUAUUUAGAAGUUAUAAGACUUUUAUUUUGGGUUAACAUUUUUUUUAACUCCAAGCACACACAAAUUAAUUUGCUUAGGCAUUAAUCAUAUGAACACAUACAUUUUUUUAUUCUGACACGGCAUCAGUGAGAUUCGAGCCUAUGAUCUUAUCUUCUCUAUCCAUGGAAUUAGUCCACUGCGCCACCAGGUUGGCGCCAGCGUGCCAUGUUUUUUUACGCAUACAAAGCUGUUCAUUUUUGUCUAUUCACUCAUUAAGAUCAGGUGUGGCCAAUUAGUGGGUGCGGCCAACACACCUGAACACACUCUUAACAAGAUAUACUGUAGGAUAUACUGUAGGAUAGAGUUUUGUUGAGGCUGAGAAAAGGAAUGUUUUUGUUUUUAAAUAACAUUCUUAGAACAUUCUCUGAAAGUUACUAAAGUUUUCUUGUGAAAAUGAAUAAUGCCCUUUUAAUAAUAAUAAUAAUAAUAAUAUGCCAUUUAGCAGACGCUUUUAUCCAAAGAGCUGUUUGAAAUACUGUUUUGGUGGGAUGGAGUUUUGGCCUGCCUGGUGACAUCACCAGGAAGAAAGAAUUCCAAACCUCUGCCAAUAAAAAUUCAUUUUUUUUGGUUUUCCCCUCCCAUCUCAGACCACUCUCAGACAGUCCUAACAAAAUUAUUGCUUGAGAAAUUGCUCUUUGCUAAGAAGCUACUUUUGUUUCUUUUUGACCAUUUUAAUUGAAAACAAUCACAGUAAGGUUACCCAAAAAUGAUUUGAUAUUGAGAUAUUGGACCUUUAAAGUUUGAUGUUAAUGUGUAGAAUUUCAUUUUUUUAUAACAUUCACCGAAUAUUGGCAAGAACUGACAUAAAAUAUACAUUCUCUGAACGUUCUGAGAACAUCGCUUAAGUCACACAAUUUAUUUGAAUGUUCCCAGAAUAUGAGGUUAAACAUGGGAACUUUUAGUGGAAUGUUCUGUGGUAGUACUGAAAUUCCCACAGAAGAACGUUGUUUCUUAAAGUUCUCUGAACAAUUUGAGAACAUUACUUAAAAUAGAACCAUGAAGAAACCAGUAGGAAACGUUAUGCUGAAGUACUGACAUUUCCACAGAAACAUUCCCUCAGAAGAACAUUGUUUUUUAAAAGUUCUCUGAACUUUUUGAGAACAUUCCCAAUGUCAAACCAUUUGGAGAACGUUCCUAGAAUAUUACAAAAAAUGUAAUUAAAUUUACAUUUACAUUUUAGUCAUUUAGCAGACGCUCUUAUCCAACUGAGCUACAUCCCUGCUGGCCAUUCCCUCCCCUGUAACCAUGUGUGAACGUGUGUGAAUGUAACCAUGUGUGAACCUUUAGGAAACGUUCUGUUAAAGUAAUGAAACAUCCCCCAAAAAUAUUUUGGGGACAUGUUUCAAAACCAAGCAACUAUCCUGCAACAUUCCCAAAAGGUUGUGGGAAGGUUGUAUGCAAACUAACCAUAGAACAACUAUGCUCUUACCAAGCUCUAAGAAACAUAUGGUUCUAAGAACGUUUUGUGGUAGCUGGGUCAUCCUUUUAAGUGCAACUCAUUCUAUUUUAGUGCAACUCAUCAGAUUUUAGUGCCAAUGAACACAACUUGAUAACCAUUUGCAAACCUCAAGCGGUAUGCUGUCCACAUUCCAGCCCAUCACAUUAUAAGCAUGAGGAGAAAUAUACAGAUCUCAAUACCAAAUUAAGGGAAAAGAUCAGCCCUAUCUAAUUUUUGGAGUGAACUACCCCUACAUACAUACAUACAUAUAUACAUACACACACAGGUGACCUUCCAAACCCCUGAGUUGGAGACCCCUGGAGCAUUUGCUCGCUUCCUGUCAAUUAAAUUAGCAUAAAUAAAUACAUAUUUUAGAUCAAACUUUCCACUCUGUCACUUCCUAAGGUCACCUCAACACUUCGUCUGUCACAUCAUCCAUCACCUCAUCACUUCCUGUGUGUUUUGCAGCGGACGAGGCACUGCGGUCGCACCACUUCAGCGUGGCGGCAGCGUCGUCAGUGCUGUCCCAGACCCCCUCGGCUUCCUCCAUGCCUGUCCUGAUCCGCAGCAACACCACAAACACCCUGGUGGACCACCCGCACCAACACCAGCACCGCAGCAGCACCCUGGACCACCGCACCACCAACGGGGGCAAGGACACCCAGUCCAGAAAACUCUCCAUGUGGGUCCUCUCUCAGCACUCACCGUCCUCCGUCCAAUUCCAA
This is a messenger RNA of Coregonus sp. 'balchen', 72456 nucleotides long. The record is from the annotation of a GenBank genome assembly. Lineage: Eukaryota; Metazoa; Chordata; Actinopteri; Salmoniformes; Salmonidae.